CAAACGCAGAGGAGCAGCCGGACGCCGGGUUCCCUGCGCCGCCGCCGGAGCUGCCACCCUCGCCCCCCGCCACGCCGGAGAUGCCAGCGCUGGGCGCAGGUAGGGGGGCUCGGCGCGCCUCUCUCCCGCCGGGCUAAUUAGGGAGGGAGAUGCGGGCAGUGGCCCCCGGUGGAGGCGGCGCCUUUGGAGACUAAGCCGGGCACGUUCCUGGAGAGCUCCAGGAGCUUAAUGGAGCCUCCAUCUCCCAGGGCAGUGUACCCUUGAAUGCCAGUUUGCCGGCACCCCGGUUGCGCGAGCAGCUGUUUGGGUGCUGGGAAACUGUAGGGGGCUGCUCAACUCGGCUGACCUCUGAGCUGCCCUGGGUAACAUCCCCACCCCAGCAAAGGAUGGGUGGUAAGUGGACUGGUGGAUCCUGGUAAGGAGGCUCACAGCCCAGUAGGGUCGGCACCUUCUCUUCCCCGACUCAUUCCUCCUUUUAGAGCAUUACAGGCAGAAGUGCAGCAGGCGCAGGGGCUUCCUACUGUUGGGAGCCUGUGCUGUUUGAAAGCUGCACCUGUUGUAUUGCCGCCUGCCACAACCCUCUUAACAGGCAUAAAGUGAGGGAGAGUAGUGCAGGCAAAUUUCUGGUACUGGACGUGUCGGCUGAGAGAAGGUGGGAGGUAGAUGUCCACAUAACCGGAGUAGUUAGGCUUGAUAUGAGCUGGGACUCAGCCGGUUUGAGCACCAGCACCCGUCUUCAGCGGUAUGGCUCAUCAAUGCUGGAUAUGGGAGAAUUUUUUUAUUUUUAAGUGCCUUUCUGAGCAUGUGUAGAGUGCCUUUCUCUCAUUACUGAGUAGCCCCCAAAUAUAUAGGGCUGGUUGGGUGGGGGGCCUGAAGGUCAGAGGUCAUGACUUCCAGGAAAAAAUGGAGCCCCUGGCAUAUUUCUUCCUGCAAAUAGGCACCACUGAGCACAAGUAGGCUGCAGGCAUACCUGGCACUUGUCAAGAUCUGUUUCACUUCUGCCUGUGCCGGAGAGCUGGCUACGCUGAGGUAGAGGUUGCAGCUUUGAGGCUCCCUUAAUACUGGCGGCGAUUCGCAAGAGGCUCUUUGUAUAUCUGUGCAUCUGAUAGCGGAUAUCAUCUGUUUGGUAUGUGCAAUUCGGAUCUGCUUCUAUUUCCAAACGUUAAAAAGAAACAACAGAACCUGCACUUCUGUGGUGCUGGCUGGCGUUUAGCUGCUGCUAUGUGCCAUUGUGUUUGCAUGCGAGAGAGGCUGUAUUCCACAGAGGGGUAGCCAUGCUAGUCUGUUGCAGCAAAGACAACAAAAGAGUGCCGUGGCAUCUUAAAGACCCAACAGAUUUAUGGUGGCACAAGCUUUUCUGGAUGAGAGCCCUCUUCAUCGGCUGCGUGGUAUUGCUAUUUCAGUUGGCAGAUAAUAUACAUGGGCACAGAGGGGAUUCCUACCCCCCCUCCAGUUUCUUAUGUCUCUCAUCAGACUUGCAGGUCUUUAAUGUGACUCAUUUCAUUGAUGGAUGGUGCAGAAGAUCAGUCCAUGAAAUUUGUCUAGACUUCUAGACUGGGAAGUAGGAGGAAAAAGCAUGCUCAAUUGUCUUUUUAAAGUUUAUUUGCUUUUGGCUGUUCGAUUCAGAAACAAAUUAAAAAUUGCAGCAGGGAAAAAGAUACGAGAACAAGUCAUCCAAAAACUAAUCCUGGAGAAAUACGUGACAUUUUGCAGCUGACAAGUUUUAAAAAAAACACACUACAUUUUUUCUUGUUUGUUUGUUUGACAAAAAAGCACCACCUUUCAGCAGAGGUAGGAAACCCUAUUCAGUUUCAGAGAUAACACAGCAAAACAUGUAGAGGAGAAUAUCUUCCUCUUUACGGCACAGAACGGUGUCUCAAAUUGAAAGGAACGUUGCGAUAAUGUCCAUCAAGUACAGCAGAGGGCAGCUGUUGGAACCUUAGCAAUGCAAAAGCAGAUCUCAGUUUAGAACGACAACAAAACAUAGACUGGUCCCAGUUAAAUAAUGUUCAAGGCUGUGCUAAAAUUUUAUUAAUUAAUAACCAGGGUGCUUCAUACCAGGCUGUGCAAAAAUUGUAUUAAUUCAUAACCAGGGUGCUUCUUUAAGAAUGACUACUGAACAAAAAAUUCUCUCUGCUGUUAAAUUCCAGUUUAGCAGCUGGCAGCUUGGAUUCAGGCAAGUAAUUUUAAAGAAGGAAAUAGGGUUGCUUGGGAGUAAAUCCCAUUUAAUUAAACUGGACUUGCUUCUGAGUAGAUACGUACUCUGGGCCUUCUUUCUCCUCCUUGUCAAGGCAAUCCAUCCUCAACUGCGCUGUGGGGGGGGGGAUUCCAGGAGAGAGGGUGGCUGCUGAAGACCACUUCAGGAUCUGCUCCAGCUCCACUUACUUCUCCUGGGCCACCUACCAUCAGUCAACCUGUGGGAAAGAUCCUAAAUAUGCUAAAACUGUUUACUGUGUUUUAAAAAUACCGUAUGUAAUUGUAAGCCACCUUGAAUGGAUUUAUAUCCUGAAGGGCAGCAUAUAAACAGACAUAACGAUAAACAAACAAACAAGCAAAACAGUUAUAUAGAAUUGCACUGUAAAGUGGUUUUCUGGGCUCAAUAGGACAAUUAGGGGAGUUGGGUUGCAACUGCUCUUGGAAGGCUCCCAAGGACAAGCUGCAAUUUGACAUACAUUAUAGUUGACAAGACACUGAUAUAUUUUCAUCUCGGCUGAAGAUGAGUUGGUGCACCAUUGUGAGAGCAGAAUGCAGGACUAGUUAUGGGCCUUUAAUUGAUCCAAGAGGACUCUUGCUAUGUUCUUAUUUCCAGUUUCAGUUCGCCACAACACUCUCAAGAUGGAUCUUGGGGUUUUGUUUUGGAAAUGUUUCAGACCUGAGGGUCUACAAAUGCCCCAGACUACUGCCCCAUGGAAGGUGUGCAGGAAUGCUUGCUUGCCUCUGUGGAUACUCUAAAAAUUAUGAACCACAUAUAUGGAUUUAUCCAUUUUCAUCUGAGCUAGAUCCAGUUGUGUUUUCUAGUUAUCCAAUUAGGGAACAGGAUUUCCAAAUAUUGAUGAGUUAUGGCUUGCUUAAUUUUAUGAGUCAGUGUGCUUAACUUUGAGCCCCAAAGCAUCAGACCCUCCAAGUGUCCUGUUUUCAAGUGACGUCCCUGAUUUAGAGAAGCCGUUCCAGUUUAUUAUAAUAAUAAUACUUUAUUAUUUAUACCCUGCCCAUCUGGCUGGGUUUCCCCAGCCACUCUGGGCGACUCCCAACAUAAUAUUAUUAUUAAUAAUAAAGUGAUAAAACACCAAACAUUAAAAACUUCCAGGCCUUCAGAUUUCUUCUAAAAGUCAGAUAGUUGUUUAUUUGCUUGACAUCUGAUGGAAGGGCAGGCACCACUAUCAAGAAGGCCCUCUUACUGAUUUGAUCCCGGAAUGUCCCACUUUUCCUUAGGAUGUCGCUAUUUUCAUUGGAGAAAUGUUGGAGGGUAUGAAACAUUAUUUACUUAUUAUAUUUUGCCUUUCCACCAAAUAGUGCUCAAGAUGCCUAGGAGCAAUAUAAAUAUUCACCUUAGUUUUGCCAUAGUUUACGUUAAGAUCAUUUUUUUUACAGCAAUAUCCACCUCAGAUGGUUAACCGUUGUUAUAGCCUACCCUUGCAUAGAUGAGAGAGAAGGGACUGCAUUGGUUUCUUUAACCAUCCGUUGAAGCAGCCUUUCUCAACCUGUGGGUCCCCAGAUGUUGUUGGACUAUAACUCCCAUCACCCCAGAUCUCAGGGAUGAUGGGAGCUGUAGUCCAACAACAUCUGGGGACCAGCUCAGGGAUGAUGGGAGUUGUAGUCCAACAACAUCUGGGGACCCACAGGUUGAGAACUGCUGCGUUGGAGGAAGGAGAGAGCUUGUUAUCGCCAAGUGCACCUGUAGUUUCAUUUAUAGAAAAGGUUAAAAGAAAUCGAGCGAGACUGCAUUCUUGUUUUACUCCCCAAGUGAUUGGCAUAUUAUUUGCUAAUAGCCCAGAGGCUGCUGUCUGAAUAUAGAACCUUUUUUUUAACAGUUGGCUAUCUAGACUGGUUCAGAAAAGGCUUCCCUCAACUUUUCCUGAACCAUUGUAUCAAAAGCAGCCUUUAAAAAUCCUCAAAAGCAGCAUACUGUGUAAGGCUGCCUUCUUAAUAUGAAAUGCAUUUAUUUACUCAAGGUAUAAUAAGUCCAACAUAAUUGUUCGAAGCAGGGUACAGUGGUACCUCAGGUUAAGUACUUAAUUUGUUCCGGAGGUCCGUACUUAACCUGAAACUGUUCUUAACCUGAAGCACCACUUUAGCUAAUGGGGCCUCCUCCUGCUGCUGCUGCUGCUGCUGCGCUGCCAGAACCCGAUUUCUGUUCUCAUCCUGAAGCAAAGUUCUUAACCUGAAGCACUAUUUUUGGGUUAGCAGAGUCUGUAACCUGAAGCGUAUGUAACCUGAGGUACCACUGUACACUAAUCUGAAGCUAGAAGACAUCAGGGUUGUAUCCAAUAAGGUAAUCCAACUUGUGCAAGGGCUUUUGCUUGUGCAAUUGGACUUCCUUUCCUCUGCUUCUUUCACCCCAUCCAAUCUGUUCCAGUGGUUCCCUCACCCUCUGGGACUCAGGGAGAGAGGAGUUCACGGAUAGGAAUUGCCAUUGUGGAGGUGGAAGUCCUUGCACUAAUGGAAUUACCAGGUUGGCUAAAACAAGAGAUGUCAAACAAUUACCAGUAUCUUAGAAAUGGGAGUGGAAAUUGCCACCAUUUGCAUAUUCAUCAGGAAUGGAAAUUAUUCAAGCAAAUACAAGAGGUACUUGCUAUUGUUGGUUUUGAGUCCACAAACGUUACAGAAAUCACUGUGUUAUUUUCUGCAUUGUGCUUGACGCUUCCCUUCCAUUGCAAUACACUGAAGUUAAUUAUGUACCUAAUUAAUCAAGCAAGAAGAAUAAUGUAGGCUUUACUGGAAGCUGAAAUGUAGCAGAACGGGAACAGCGCUGAUUGCGAUGAAAACAGGAUGGCCUGGAAAUUACUGCCUCCUCACAUCCCUCGAUACAACCCUGUAUCGGUCUGAGUCUUUUGACAAUUUCAACAACUGAUGUUUGGCUUAGAAUUUUGCUGUUACGUCAGUCAAGCUAAUAGGUCUAUAAUUAGAGAGCAUAAUACAAUUAUAAUAACCAUUGUUGUUUCCAGAAGAAAAGGGGGGGGGAGAGAGGGAGAUUACAGAGCAUUCUAUUUGUUUAACAAUAAAAUUAACACAAAAAGGGUCCUGACACAAAACAGCGGCACUUGAGCCAACUUUGUAGUGCUUUUGAGGGCUUGCAUGGGACUCUUAUUUUCCCUUUUCCUACCCUCUUGAAAUUUUCCUCUGCUGUCCUGUGAGCUAAGGGGAACCCGGAGUGGAGAAGAUUUCUUAAAGACUUGAUGUAGUGCAUCCCUGGGGCAGCUGCGUGCUCUUCUUUCUAUCUGAUCUGAUUGUUGGCUCUACCAAAUAUUAGAAGUUUUUGAACUGACACCUUCAGAAUUCAGUGGCUUGGCUGCGCCCAACCAUCAAUUAUUUUCUAAGAUUCGCGCAAUCUACUUGAAGUUCUUUUUUUGCUUUUUAGAAGAUCCUUCUCCCUGCAUCCCCAAGUGAGAGAUGCAUUGUAUUCCCAGUCUUUAGCAGAUCCCCCCCCCCCCAGUUUACGGAAGCCAAGCAAGCGGCAACACUUGGGGGAGCGCUCCCACUGAGUUUGGCAAGUGCUGGAGUGAUCCUGCAUGCCGGUGGCUCCCUCCCGCCCUGGGGGAAACCGAUCAGCAAUUCUUGGAGGAGCACCCUGGUUCCAGCUGAGUCUGGUGAGAACUCAGGUGGCAAAAUGGUAUGGGCUGCCCCCGUAAGUUAUCUUUUAUGUGCCAGGCAUGUCCAAAGUCAGGGGCCUAAUCCGGUCCACCAGUCGAUUAAAUCCGGGCCCCGUGGCAGUAUGUAAAAUCCUAAAAAAAGCUCAACAACUAAACUACCUCAUUCAAAAAAAACUACCUCAUUCCAAAAAAGCUCAACAACUUCAUCAAAUCUGGCCCUUUUUGAAAAAAGUUUGGGUACCCCUGUUUUAUGCAGUUUGUCCACCAUCAAUUAUUGUCUCAUGAGGAAUCUCUCAUAAGCCUAAAAUACCUAAUGGAGGCAUCGUGGGGGGUUUUUUGUUUUGGAAAUCCUAAGGACAUUUGCUAAUGCAGGUAAGUUUCCUUCACACGAGAAGAUGGUUGCCAUAGGUCCUCUUUUUCCAGGACACGUCCUCUUUUUCUUGGGUAGAGUCAUCAUAGCACACGUUGGCAAAUGUGUCCUCUUUUUUGCACUUCAAAAUAUGGCAACCCUAGCAGUGCUAAUCUUUAAAGCAGCAUCAGCUCUCCAGGAGCAAAUUCAAGCCCACUGAGCCCCCACCCCACCCCCAUGAUUCCUUCACAGACAACUGUAGAAUUUCUACUUUGUCAAAGCAGUCAAAUUGUUUCUUUCUAGGUCCCAGCCAAAUUUGGGAGUCAUGGUCUCUGCAAAAUUAGUAGCCAGCCAUCAGUGCCCUCUGAAGAACCAUCAUUGGCUAUUUACGAAACAAAAACUUAGAGAAAAAGAUCAUGGCAUCUCAUUUGACGAGCAUGGUGAUAAAAUUACCCCUCAUUGUUUUCUAGAUUGCCGCUUCAUUCAUAUUUGUUGUUAUUUUAAUAUGCUAUAAAAGGACAAAUUCUGUUCUUUCCACUUAACUGGAUUUCUCAUCUGCAUUUCUGUAAUUUUCCAUUCUUUCCUGCAGGAACAUUAUGUAGAAGUAAUUUCCACUGAAAUUACUGGGAUAUUCUACUUAUAAGGGCUUAGGUUAUGUAAACUGAAGUGACAGUGCGGAAUGGCAAGAUAUAUGGAUCUGCACAUCGCAGCGCUUGACAGCCUAUGUAGUGCACUGUGAGCCAAUAAAUUUCUGGUUCAGAUCUCACUUGGGGGUCUUAAACAGUCCACUGUUUUAUGCCUGUGCCCCCCACCCCCGGGCCGGUUGAAUAUUUAUUUAUUUUAUAGAUUCCCACCACAAUCUUCAAAUAAAAUUAUUUUCAGGGCAGCAGUACGGAAAUAACCACUUGGAGAAUUAGUUUUCCCUCACAGCAUGUCAGCUUGAGGUAAGCUUAUGCAUUACUUCAUUUUCAACAGGGCUGGCCCAAGAGAUUUUGCUGUCUGAAACAAAGAACAAGAUGGCAUCCCCUUCUAUUCCAUGUAACACCAUCAGGAUUGAUCGCUGUCUUACUUUUGCCCUUGUGAUGGCAUAGCAUCCUCCACUGCACUGAGGCAGCGGACUAGUUUAGGGGAUACUGGCUAGACGACCCAGCACAUACGACUCUAUUCACUAACAUGUUGUUGCUGCUGCCUACCCAUAGACCCUUUUAUUAUUUUGGAAGAGGGUUAUCAUGGUUUUGGACUCCUAAAAAUCCUGUGGAAAUUGUGCAAGACUUGUCUUCCUAUCUUUUGCACAUUAGAAGGCAACGGAAAUUCUAUUGAUUCCCAUCUGUCUGGAUGUUUCUCAUCCAUGUCCAAUAUCUUAAAUUACCACUUUGUUUAACAUUUAAUCCAGAAUGUCCUGCUGUUGCUGUGGUAUCUUGUGGACCAUUCUAGUUCUAAUGAGAUCUUACUCAUUCUCGUUGGCAGAGGAAAAUAAAGUUCACAUAGUUCUCUUGCUGCUAAAUGACUACUAUAAAUUUAAUUGGUGGUGACUCUGUUUUAAUUAUCGGUAUUUGCUCAUUUUACUUUUUGCAAUGACAUGGCUAAUAGCAAUAAAGCUGAGGCAGUGAAACAGGGGGGAAAUACCUUAAAGGGAUUUUAUCAUCAAGCAGUAGGACCGAGAUUCAAGAAGCAACUCCUCUGGUAACAACCCUGUGCUCACUUAACCUGGGAGUAAGCCUCAUUGACCAUAGUGGGACUUAUUUCUGAAUAAACAUGCAUUGUGAGAGAGGAAAUAGGGAAAUGCUGCAGAACCAUUCACAAGAGGCUGAAGAGAAGUGAAUUGAUAUGUGUCAGGCUUGUUAAUAAGGCUUCAUUGAUAUACCAAUCCCUGAUUCCCCCUUCAGCAGCUCACAGACUAUUUUCAUACCUGGGCUGAGGAGUUCAAAGAGAUCAAGCUGUUACUAAGGGCUUUUGAUGUUCCUUCUGAUAAAUGAGCAGGGGAAGGUAGCAAUCAACCAAUCAAUAAAAUUCUAACAAAUUUCAAUAGAAAAACUAUGGGGGAAACUCUAGUUCUCAAUGGCUCCAUUCAUACAUACAUUAUUUUAACAUGAUAUGUUCAACAAAGCCAUUAUUUUAACAUGAUAUGUUCAACAAACCACAAGUCUUUUCAUAUGCGAACAAAGAAGCCAUGGUUUGUUUCUCCAAACCUUGCUUUGUUUUCCAGCUUCUCUUGCCUCAUGGUUUUGUAACCUGAAGAGCACUUGAGGGGGGGUGGCUAGCUAUAAACAAACCAUGGUUACACAAGAUUGUUGAGUUAGAACAUAAACCAUGGUUAAAACACAUCAUGAUCCUUAAGCCAGCAACAAACCAUAAGCUUAUUGUGGUUUGGCAGAAAACAAACCAUGGUUAGUAUGCUAGGCUGAAUAGGUAGUCAUAGUUGAGCUAAAGACACUAUGGCUUAGCAUUACGUAUAAACCAGGAAACUGAGGUGGUGAACCAGGGGUUGCCAAUAUUUUUGGCCCCUUGAGUGAAUUUGAAAGUUUGAGAGACCAUUGUGGGCACUUUCUCCUCAGGUAGCUUCUCCCUCCCCUCAACAGACAAAAGAGAGAAUAUGUUUCAUGUGCACAUGCACACACUAUUUUUCUAUGGGGGCUGGCUAAAUGUUGGAUCCAGCAGAAUUAAAACAAAUUUGCAUGGGGUCCACCAAAAACCACCAUCAGAUCAAAACUUGUUUCAGCAGACUGCAGAGUAAAAAAAUCACAAAUCUGGUGCUUGUGAGCACCACAGAAACAUUAAUCCUAGCCAGGCAUGAAUCCUUUUUGAGCUCCAUGAUUUUACAUAUUUUGACUGAAAAAUCGCUAAAAAUAAUAACCACAAAGCACAGGUCACAGGUCAUUUGAUGGUGGUUCUGAGGGAAAAAUUAGGAGGAUCUGUAAGGAUCUAUAUUUAUGUACAAUGGCAUUGUUGGUAAACACCAGAUCUGCAAUUUGAUGGCUCAGGCACCAGAGAUAGGUGUGAUCUGCAUUUCAAUGGUGGUUGAAACCCUAUGAAAAAAAUGUGAUAUCAAGGGGAUCUGUUUUACUAGAUUUGACUUGUGUGUGUUUGUGUAUGCAUGUGCUUACACACUUUCUCUCCCUCCCCCCCGACAUUUCAUAUUCUUUCUCCUGAUUCCUAUGGCACCUCAUUUUCUCCCCUCUGCUCCUCCUGACUUCUAUUUUUCUCCUCUCCAUCUCCCUGAUCACUUUGUUUCCCCUCCUGCCCUCUCAGUUGCUCCACUUUCUGCUCAGCUAUUCAAGUACUGAACUGAUCCCUGAACAACACAGAGCUGAAAGCGGAAUGGGAGCAGCAUCACACUUCCUCCUUCCCCUCUGUAUUCUUUUCGAGAGAGAAAUGUACUGUAUCUAUAACCACCUCAGGACAAAGCCGGAGGUGGAUAAGGGCUGGCUUGCAAGGGAGGCGGGCGCACUCAGAGGCUUCACAGGCCCUUGAGAAAUUGUGAGGUUCCCCGGGUUAUUUGCAGUGAGGAGGGGAUGUGUUAUAAAUGUGCUUUAAAUAAAUGGUGUGCACACAGCUGUAAUCACUGAAGGUUACUCUCCUAAGACCAGUGCUUCUAAAAAAAAAAGUUUUGGGGUACUCUAAUUUUGACUCAAGAAAAUCACAAUUUUAUAGUUCAGAUCGGGGGAAUAAAUACAGUAAAUGGGCAAAAGUACAAAGAUUCACAAGAUGUUUAGGGGUAUGCGUACCCCUGAGUACCCCCAGAAAAAAGCACUGCCUAUGACUAUUUGUUCCUCCAUAUAAGAAAUAACCACCACCCCAGCAUUUAGAAAACUUGCAUGAUAGUUUUCUUCAAUAACGGCAGUUGUUUUGGUUCCUCCCAAUUAAGUUUUCAGCCCAGUUUUAUUAUCAUUAUUUUUAUUAUUCCAGAAGAUUGCUUGCACCAGGGAAAUGAUCAUUCUUCUGGACUUCUUAAGAAUAUUUGAUAUACAAUCAACCAGGGUAACUUUAUGGGCCAUGUCACAUGAAUGGGUGUAGGCGGCUGUAUUUGCAGGUGGCACCAGUCAGAUGGGUGGUGUAUAAAUAAUAAAAUAAUUCUUCUUCUCCCUGGAGGGCAGGAGCAGACCCAGAAGAUGGUGUUAGGAAGACUACCAGUUUGCUGUUUUGUCUUUGGCCUACGCAGUAGUGAGGUUUUAACCUUGUCCUCUGUGCUGUUCAAUGUCUGCAUUAAACCGCUGAAUAGUGAAGUUAGACCGAGAUUGGGCAUAGUCUUCUACGUGGAUCUCCUGGUGAUCUGGCUCGUUUUCUUCUGCCAUAAUAAAGAUAGACAACUAAAUUGUUUCCUGCUCAUUCCUUGCUCCUCUUUCCUCUGUCUCCCUCCUUGCCAAAACUUCUCAGGUCAUCUCCCUUUUGUAACAUCAUGCUACAAACCACUAUAGUAUUGCUGUUUAGACAACAGCCCUCAACAUACAGUUAUAAGCAUGAUGUUUUUUUUAUGGAGAUCUGGAUUUCCCCUGCCGAGGAGAUGCUAGGUUUUCGGUUUUCCUUCUCUUUUUCCUCUUCAAAAUAUCCGCCUCCUUCAUUUCUUGCUUUCCCUCUGACUCUCUCUCUCCUUCUUCCUUGGUUGUUCUCUAGCCCUCCUGACAACCUGCCGUGUCUCCCCAGGAGUUUCCUGCCCUUGCGCUGUGUAGAUCCAGCCCUAACUGUGAGCUGUUCUUAUUUUUGUCAUUUGAAGUGUGUCUCAGGAGAGCAAAGGAAAUAGCAGUUUAGAUUUGGAGGAUUUUUUUGUUUUAAAGCAAGGGGAAGAGUGGUUCGGGGACAAAUCCUGUAGCCUCUGGAGACAGGGUGGCGAGUUUAUGCUGGCACAGAAAGAGGAGACGCCUGUGCUCAGGAGGCCAAACAACCCACAACUGGCAGAGAGAAGAGGAUGUUUUCUCGGAAACGUAGCUUUACCUUUGGAGUCUGUGAAGGGUAUGUACCUAUACAGGUUCUGGCUGACCCUGUUGCAUGUCCUUCCUGCUGCAUCUUCCAGGAAAAGAAGGGUGCUGGAUUUACCGUAUUUUUUGCUCUAUAAGACUCACUUUUUCCCUCCUAAAAAGUAAGGGAAAAUGUGUGUGCGUCUUAUGGAGCGAAUGCAGGCUGCGCAGCUAUCCCAGAAGCCAGAACAGCAAGAGGGAUUGCUGCUUUCGCUGCGCAGCAAUCCCUCUUGCUAUUCUGGCUUCUGAGAUUCAGAAUUUUUUUCUUUCUUGUUUUCCUCCUCCAAAAACUAGGUGCGUCUUGUGGUCUGGUGUGUCUUAUAGAGCAUUUACGAAAAUUUGGGGGAACUUUCAGAAGAAUGAGGGGUUCCUCGAGUCUUUUGGGAAGGGGAGUGAGCUGGAUUGCUCUCGCCUUCCAGCAUGCAAUGCCUAAAUCUUCAGGUCUUCCUUUCCCCCCUCUUUCUCCCCUUCCUCUUGGUUUUCGAAAAGAUGUCUUGUUGUACGCAGUUAUUUCCAAAGACAGGGAAACAGCUGAGUCUGCAUUUCUCACAAGACUUGCUUUCAGAGCAGAAAAGGGGAGUUCUAUAGACCCACAGCUGAAAAUCGCAUCUGGAGAAUAGUCCUAUCGGUACCGUGGUAUUCUGUGGAACGUGAAAUGCUAAAUAUUUCACUGAAAUUUCAUAGGACUUGGGCAGGCCUGUCGCCAGAAAUAUUUCAGUGAGGGGGCCUAAUGGUAAACUGGGAGAAAGGAGCAUUAAUGUAGAGCAGCCAGGAUCAAGAAACAAGUAUGCUCAAAGUUAUUUGAUGUGGAUGUAGUAAAAUUAAAUGGUUAUAAAGUCUAAAUAUAUAAGUACUUCAUGUUUGACAGUAAUCCCAGUGUUGCUCUACUCUCUUAGCAGCCAGAAUAUUGGGAACUGAGAGCAGUUUUAUUCCCUAUUGAGCAACUAAGAGUGCAUACACAAGGUACUUUUGAAGCACAUUUUCCUCCUCAAAGAGUUCUGAGCACUGUAGUUUGUGCAAGGUGCUGGGAAUUGUAACUCUGUGAGAGGUAGAUUACACUGCCCAUAUUUCUUAGAGGGGGAAAAAUGAGCUUCAAAUGUGCUUUAAAGGUGCAGUAUAGAUAAAUUUUGCCUACACAUUUCACCCAUAUAUUAGCAUAAGAAAAAGAAUCACAUCUCUUUCUCCACCUUCAUGAAAUAGGAAUAUUCCGGGGAGGGCCUGGAAUAUCCCUCAAUUCCCACAGGCCUCUUGUGGUUACAAACCUGGAUUUUGGUUUAUAAUAAGGGUAUCUGGAGUUUGCGAGUCACAGGACUGUAUUAUGGCUAAGGUUGUGAACUGUGAAGCAAUUCAAAUAUCACUUUAACCACAAACUCAGGAAGGGGAACCUAUGACCUUCCAGAUAUUAUCGGAGUACAACUCCCAUAAUUCCUGUCCAUUUGCCAUGCUGGCUUUGUCUGAUGGGUAACAUCUUGAGAGCCACAAGUCCUAUCCACACACUACCAACUUAAUAGCAUUUUAAACCCACUUUAAUAGCAUUUUUAAACCACAUGGCUUAUCCUCAAAGAGUCCUGGGAACUGUCCUUUAGUAAGAUGCUGGGAAUUAUAUCUGUCGCUGUGUCCUAAUUCCCAGGAUUUCAUAGGAAGAAUCAUGAUUAGCGUGGCUAUAUGCUAUUGCUCAGCCUUGCAGCUAUAUAAGAAGGUGAUAACUUUAAAUAAUGUGUGUGAUGCACUUUGAACACUGAAAAAGUGUCAUAAAAUGUUUAUUAUAUAUUGUUAUAUAAGGCUGUCAAUUAGAUAUACCGACCAGUAAAACCACAUUCUGGCAGUUAUCACAAAUACUUAAAGACUUGAGAAGCUAGUAUACUUUAGAGGUAGUACAACAAGGUUUUUUUUAUUUUCUAUUUUGCUAUUGGCUCUUCCCAUCCUUUACUCUGAUCAUUCCGUGCAUCAAGGCUUCCCCUCCUAGCCCACCUUGGCUCCAGGGCUCCAGUAAUGUUUCAAAUCCAAGCUAGCAACUUUAAAAAGAACUGCAAUAGAUUUAGAGCUUGCCUCUGGGAUUUGUACCUGGGUGACUUUUAGUUGUCCAGCUGUUUUGGUUUGAUAUCCCAGAUGUUUUAAAUCCACAUUGCAAAGCAAGCAAUGAGCAACUUAAUUUGCAUAAGACCCUAAUUAUUAACCCAUGUAAAUGAAUUGUGAUUAUGUGUGCAUUUUUUCCUGUGCUUAUUUGUGUGGGAGGAAUGUUCAGGUUCUUUCAGGAAAGCCUCUAAGUGAGUUUACUGGAAGCAGUAAUUACCCCUUGCUGUGCAGCCUCUAUAUUACCGUCUUUCAGUAUUACCAUCAUCAGUGAGAAACAGAUGUUGAAGGGAAAACUGAUUUCUACCUCUGCAUUGUGCUUCUAUUAAUGCAGAUAGAUUCUCAGAAUAUCUCAGCUGCAGUUUGGUCACUUAAGAUCAAACAGAAUGCAUGUCACACUGAGUCUCAGAGUCGCCCAGUCCCUAAAAUGGUAAUGGUACCAAAAGUGGGAAGUUGUGCACCCUGGCAUUCUCUGUGCAGCCGAGUCACACUCAGAUACAGGUCUUAUAAAACUAGAUGAGUUCUCUCACUGUUUUGGUAAAUGGCCUCCAAGAGUAUUCCCCAGCUACUGCUAAUGUUUAUUGCCCAAGGAGUUUGUUACUCGCUAUUUACUGUCAUGUGACUUCUGGGAUCAGGGUAUCAUUUAUUUUACAUGGCAUUCCUUAUGCUUCUGCUUCUUGUUAAAAUUUGGAAAGACUCUGCUAUUGUAUGACUAAUCAAGUAAGAUAAUUUAUGUCGUAAAAACUCUUGGGAUCCUGCAAACACAUCUUGCUCAUUCAUCUACAGUGGUACCUUGGUUCUCAAACACCUUGGUACUAAAAUAACUUGGAACCCAAACACUGCAAAUCCAGAAGUGUGUUUCCGUUUGCGAACCUUUUUCGGACGCAGAACAUGCUCUGAUUUGAGUGCUACAUUGAGGUCUGUCUGUUUUUGCUAUUUAUUUUGCGUUUUUGUUUUUGCGGCUACUGAUUGAUUGUGUGACUGCAGUACAUUGUUUAUUGUUUUCAUUUUAUGGAUCACUGGUCUCGUUAGAUAGUAAAAUUCAUGUUGAACUGCUGUUUUAGGGGUUGUUUUUAAAAGUCUGGAACCGAUUAAUCCAUUUUGCAUUGCUUUCUAUGGGAAAGUGCACCUUGGUUUUGGAACACUUUGGUUUUGGAACGGACUUCCGGAACGGAUUACAUUUGAGAACCAAGGUACCACUGUAGAUGCGCAUAGAUACAUACACACACGUAGUGAACUGUUGGGCUAACAGCAGGUCACCAAAAGAACUAUAUGCUAUGGAACUCUGUUGACUUAAUUCUCUUUUGGGAAUUGUUCCAAGCCUUUUUUUCUUUCACAGAACUCACAUCUUCCCUUUGUAAAACCUACCGGUGUGAUUUCUAGGAUUUUUCCUUUAUUUAGCAAAGCAGAACACAACACUUGUAGUUCAGGUUUAUUCUAAUACUCGGCUGUAACCAGGCAUGAGGAAGAAGGGAUCAAGAAUUAGCUGAGCCAAGUCAAAGUGGUGGAAGACCGGGAGAGGUGUUUGUGUGGAGUCCUGUUUGGACAUAACAAGGAAAACGGCAGUGGAACCACCGAAGGGGUAGAAGGAAUAGUAUGGGGCAGCUUGGCUGCCAGUACAGUGGUACCUCUGGUUACGUACUUAAUUCGUUCUGGAGGUCCGUUCUUAACCUGAAGCACCACUUUAGCUAAUGGGGCCUCCCGCUGCUGCUGCGCCGCCGCCGCCGCCCGAUUUCUGUUCUCAUCCUGAAGCAAAGUUCUUAACCCAAGGUACUAUUUCAGGGUUAGCGGAGUCUGUAACCUGAAGUGUAUGUAACCUGAGGUACCACUGUACUAAAAUGGAAGGUGGAAUGCAGCAGUAGGCUGGAGGGAAUUUUACAAGUAAAAGCAUGGAAGUAGGAUCACUUAGGACUCACUGUGAACACUGUGCUAGAGGAUUUCUAGGUUAGCAUUUGAAAAAAACAACUUGAUUCACUGGGCAGAUAAGUCUGGUAAUAAUAAUAAUAAUAAUAAUUUAUUAUUUAUACCCCGCCCAUCUGGCUGGGCUUCCCCGGCCACUCUGGGCGGCUUCCAAAAAAAUAUUAAAAUACUAUAAUACAUCAAACAUUAAAAGCUUCCCGAAACAGGGCUGCCUUCAGAUGUCUUCUAAAAGCCUGGUAGUUGUUGUUCUCUUUGACAUCUGGUGGGAGGGUGUUCCACAGGGAAGGCGCCACUACCGAGAAGGCCCUCUGCCUGGUUCCCUGUAACUUGGCUUCUCGCAGUGAGGGAACCGCCAGAAGGCCCUCAGUGCUGGACCUCAGUGUCCGGGUAGAAUGAUGGGGGUGGAGACGCUCCUUCAGAUAUACUGGACCAAGGCCGUUUAGGGCUUUAAAGGUCAGCACCAACACUUUGAAUUGUGCUCGGAAACAUACUGGGAGCCAAUGUAGGUCUUUCAAGACCGGUGUUAUGUGGUCUCUGCGGCCGCUCCCAGUCACCAGUCUAGCUGCCGCGUUCUGGAUUAGUUGUAGUUUCCGGGUCACCUUCAAAGGUAGCCCCACGUAGAGCGCAUUGCAGUAAUCCAAGCGGGAGAUAACCAGAGCAUGCACCACUCUGGUGAGGCAGUCCGCAGGCAGAUAGGGUCUCAGCCUGCGUACCAGAUGGAGCUGGUAAACAGCUGCCCUGGACACAGAUUUGACCUGUGCCUCCAUGGACAGCUGUGAGUCCAAAAUGACUCCCAGGCUGCGCACCUGGUCCUUCAGGGGCACAGUUACCCCAUUCAGGACUAGGGAAUCCUCCACACCUGCCCGCCUCCUGUCCCCCAAAAACAGUACUUCUGUCUUGUCAGGAUUCAACCUCAAUCUGUUAGCCGCCAUCCAACCUCCAACCGCCUCCAGGCACUCACACAGGACCUUCACUGCCUUCACUGGUUCUGAUUUGAAGGAGAGAUAGAGCUGGGUAUCAUCUGCAUACUGAUGAACACCCAGCCCAAAUCCCCUGAUGAUCUCUGGUCUGGUACUGUUUUGUGUCUGGAGUUUCUGGCAUAUGCUUAUGUGGAAAAUACUACAAACAUAUACCUGUGUUAACUGGCCUGAUCAGGGGCGGGGGGGGGGACAGGGUGUCAUAUUUCUCAGUUAACAUUGAGAUUUUGGGGUUUGAUCUUGAACCCAUAGUCAGCUGCGAUAUUUUCUUGGAAAUAUAAUAUGAUGAUCACCCUCCACUGAUUUUGAAAGUGUGGGCCAAGGGUCUUAUGAAGUGCAAGCAUAACAAUUCUUAGACUUGUAAGUAAAGGUGGGAGUCAACAUCUGGGAGGGACGGUAUGACUAAACGGAACAGAGGACCUGCCUGCUACAUUGGGAAUUUUAUGGUGCUCCAAUUAGAGUUGUCUCCUUUUCAUGCAGGAGGACUGAUGAGGCAGAGCGCUGCAUCAGUGACACCUUAGACUCACCUGUCCAGGACCCUGAGGCUGCCCUUAAUCCAGCUGUUCAAAAUAAGGUAAGAGGCUGCAGAAUCCUUCUUUUUAAAAAAAAAAACUAGAAUCCUUGCAGUCAGGUAUUCAGUGAGUAAGGGUGUGGACUGAAUCAGCUCUCUCAACCAACUGGUGUGCAUGUAGUCAGCUCUGUGCACAUAGUCCUGGCCAGGGCCGGCCCACCCAUUUGGUGAGGUAAGGCAGUUGCCUUAUGCAGCAGAUCUUGCCUCCAGUGAGUGUGCUGCUCACCACCUCUGCCACUGCCUCAUCUCCACCCACCAAUGUCUUCUCCUCUAUAGCCUCCUUUUACUCCCCCACCACCUUUGUGGGGAGGUCUGUGGAGCAAGAUGUAGGGAGCUGUGGAGGAAGAGGUGGCGGUGGUAGGUGGACCGGCAUUUUCUGUUUUGCCUGAAGUGGCAAAACGUUCUGAGCCAGCCCUGGUCCCGACUGUUGAAUUGGACUGGUGAAUUGCACAAACACCACUGUUUAAUUGGUGCCGCUCUCCUACAGCUAGGGACAUACAGAGAAUCCCUUUUCAAUACACAUGCGGCCCCUGGUUGGAUCAGAACAAGUAGCAAGGGUUGUGCUUUUAGAUGGGAAAACUUCUAGACUGUAAUAGAAACUUUUCCUCAGCUUAACAGAUAAAUUACUAUCUGAAUAAUAAAGGUGAUACUGAUGAAUUGCUUUUUUAAAAAGUGAAAGAUUCAUAAAUCACAAGAAAUUAGAAUAUGUGAGUACUAUUUUUCAGUCUGGUUUCUGAAUAAUUAGAGUUUAUGCAAUAGUUUUUCUUUCAUGCCUAUUUCUGUAACAGUGAAGAUCAGGAAGUAUUUAUUUUAACAUCAAUGAUGAGAAAGUCUCAAUCUUAUGAAGAGCCUUGCAGAUUCAAGUUUUGGGGCACGUGUAAAGGGCAAAAUAUUAAGCAUCAUAUAAUUUCACAAAGAAUAAAAGUCUCAUUUACAGAGAUCUCGAUCAAAAUUUGUGACCUUGGAAAUUCAUUUCUUAUUUCUCACAGGCAGUGGAUUUGUUUGAAAUGAUUGAAAAAAUGCAGGUAUGGUUUGCUUAUUCCAUCAAGUUUCAGCUUUCUUAGUGUUGACUCACUUUCUAUGCAUUAAAUCUGCUGUGAGAUUGUACCUCCAUUGCAACACUGCUGUCGUGUAAAAACCUGCUGUCUCUCAUUCCAGUCCUGUCCUGUCCUGUCCCACCCCCCACCCCCCACCCCCACCCCCAGUUCUACAGCACCUUCUGCUAACCAGUCUUGUUUACCUCCAUUCAGAAAAUGUAUUUAUCUCUUCCCCUUGUUAUAAGAAAAAACUGCUCCUUUUCCCUUAUGGGGUAUCCAAGAGCCCAUAUAGAGUCCUUAAGUGGGUUCCCUAUUGGUAGGAGAAAAUAACAGAGGCCAACCAGAGUAUAUUGCAAAGCAAAGCGGCUAGUAAGCCUGAUCUUUAUUAACUGUUGCAACAGGGUCCCUACUCACCACACGCAGGAGGGAGAAGAGAACCCAGAACAAUGGUGCAUAAGUCCUUAUAUAGACUUUUGAAAUUGCCCACCCUGUAGCCCAAGACCACCCCUCUAAAACAUCAUACAUACAUCACAGAAGGAGGCAGUCUACAGCAGAAGUCCUGUCUGCCAGGAUACUUGAUAUCGGUCACUGAUGGCUUUACCUGGGCAGCCUGGCCAUUCUUUUGUGGUGGCAAAUACUUUAGUUCCUGAAUCCGGAUCACAGGCUCACCCUAUUCAUACACAAAUACGCCCUUAAGACAGAAUUUGUAAGCAAAAGACAAUGGGGAGGCUUUCCCAUUUCCUUUCUCCUAACAGAGAAAUAUUUGAGGUCAAUUUGGGAAAGUCAAAAUGACUUCAGGAUUGCUCUCCUGUACUAUGUCAGACACGUGGCUUAUAUACUUAUGUAUGUGUUUGCCUUGUACAUUUAUGAACAUUUCAUUUAUAUUUGACAGCUAAUAAUUCUUGUAAUACCUUGCUCCUGCUUGUUACAAAUGGGGUAGGUUUCUUUCCGCUGAGCUUCUGUUAGCUAACGUUCAUUUGCAGCCAAGGAUGUAUACACUUAACCACACGAUUCCAGGGAUGAAACAUUUCGUAGGAGUGCCUUGGCAUCCCUACUCUGCCCCACCCCUGGCUGGAAGCUAAGUUCCUAUUGCCAGUUGGCUCAGAAACUGCAACAGAGGCAAUAACUAAAAAUGGGACUCCGCAGCCUAUAUGAUUUGUUGAUUGCGUCAGAGAACCAGCAGCGCCAAACUGCUGGUGGUGAGGCAAGAGCUGGCAAUUAUCUAGUUGCUAGGUGCCAGAGGCCAGAUGCACAGUAGCUCUGACGUAAGGAACAUGUGAAGCAAAAUCCCCCUUCCCUGCCACCUGCCGUGCCUGCUUGUGUUUUCUUCUCUGUGUUGUCACUCUGUGCGGCUGUUUGUGCUAGCAAAGCGAACUCAGCACUUUCUGUCGUAAUGCCGUGUUAACUUUCUCUCUCUCUUUUAUUUAACAGAACUUGCCUUCUGCUUAAUUGCAAAAAAAAAAAAAAAUCCCAACAGCGUCUGAGCAACAGAUAGAUAGAUAGAUAGAUAGAUAGAUAGAUAUAGUUAAAAAGAUCAAGGUUAGAACGAUGGUGUGUUAGAAGCUAAAAUUACAGAUUAAAACACAUAGCAGUUUUACAUGUCUGGGUACGCUUGUGUAAUUAAAAGAGUUUUUAUCAGAAAAGUGUACUGCAAAGGUGUUUGCUACCUUGAUAAUUGGGUGAACACACCUUACCUUUUAAUCUUAAACUCUCAAGUCUAAGAGGAGGAAAGGAAAUGGAGUAACCAGGUAGGAUUGGAAAACUACCCUGAUGCCUGUCUAGGUGUCUUGAACGGAAACAGAUGGGAAACACCUGUGUGUAUGGAUGCCUCUAUAUCCAGCAAGGCUUUAGCUUUAUGUUUGGACUGUGCAGAACAUAGAUUGAUUCUAACACCUGGAUGAGAGGGGAACAUUUGGGAGCAGUUUUAGUUGCAAAACAUCAUUCUCUUUCCCUUUCCUAAAGCAAUGGAUCUCAGCCAGAAUAAGACAGAAUGAGGUGUAGGGGUUCCAGUCUCCCACUGCUUACAGUAUUUUAGGCUAUAUGAUGUGAUUAUUUCCCAGAUUCAUCUGUAUUUCUGAUUAGUUUACUCCUUCUACACACUGACUGACUAUUGUUAUGUAAAUGGUGAAAUGGGCUUGUGUGUCCUAGGCGUGUAUGCCAAAGGCACAACUCCGUUUGCUUUGCAAACAAGGGAGUUGUUUGUUCAGUUUGUGUUAAUGAUAUUCUACAGUUAAUUAUUAUGAAAAAGUAGCAACAACAGGUAUGCUGGCUGUUCUCUUUUUGCAAUUUAACCUUGACUAUAUCCAGGAGUAGGACUUAAAACUUUGUUGAGAAUCUUGCUCUCAGCUGCAGAAAUCUGAAUUUGUGUUGGAAGGGUGGGUGGGUUAGCAAGCAGGAUAUUGGCAUCAGGUGGAGGGGAAAGGGGAAAGGAGAGACAUACUGGACUGUGCAGUUUCACUCUGCCUUUUUCUCUGUCUAGAAAAGUCGUUUGGAUGAGCAAAGGUGUUCACUUCCAGCUCCACUCAAGGUCAGUUCAGCUCUGCAAUUAUACGACUGAACCCUCCAACGGAAUUUUAGUACUAAAAAUGACAACUGUAAGAGCCGAUCCUCACAUUGUCUUUAUAAUGCAUGGUAUAAAAAGCUGUUUCCCAACAUCCAGAGAGGGAUCAAUGAGGCCCAGAUAGGGCUAUGCAUAUAUGAUCAAGCUGGGAAUCAGGGACAAGACAGCAGGGGUGUGGUGUGCUUUGCUCCCAGCUGAAUUGCAGCUUUGAGUGUGUCCCUGUAUCAAUGAAUGGCAGCCUUCCACUUAUGUAGGUUUCAACUGUGGAGCUAAUAAGGGACUAGGAGGUGAGCCAAAUAUAUAUGAAAGAGAUGGGAAUUGCAAGGAUAGGGAAGAGCUAAUGCCAGAGGGAUUUCAUGAGGAAGACAGGGAGCUGGGGGAAUAGUCAUAAUCUAUAUACCGUAUUUUUCGCCCCAUAGGGUGCACCGGCCCUUAGGGCGCACCUAGUUUUUUGGGGGGGGAGGGGAAUAAAGGGGGAAAAAGUUACCCCUCUGGCUCUCCAGGCUUCAGCGAAAGCCUGCAUUCGCCCCAUAGGACGCACACACAUUUCCCCUUCAUUUUUGGAGGGGGAAAAGUGCGUCCUAUAGGGCGAAAAAUACGGUAUAUACUGUAUUAUCCACAAAUGCAUAUAGUUUGGGUGGAAGAACUGGGAGGCCCAAUUAUUAUCCUUAUUUGGACUCAGGAGGCAGGGAUGCAUGUGAUAGGAUGUUGGAAGCCUAUGCAUUACUUUGCAAUUUGCAUAAUCCCCAGCUCCUCACCCCCAUAUGACCUCUUUGGGUUUUCAGAGAGAAGAGGAGUACAUCCCAUACCCUAGCAUCCAUGAGGUGAGUCGCAGCAAAACCAACCAAGAUUUGAGUUCAAAUUUAUUCGUUUUUUAAAAAAUGAGGUUGGCUCACGUACGCCCUCAAAUUGUGGAUCAGGUGUUAGUUUGAACUGACAGCAUUUAAUGACUCCAAGCCUUCAUUUGCCUUUGUACUAAGAGUUGUUAGGAGACCCCCUAUUCCUUUUGAUUCCUAGAGUUCCCUGGGAAGAGGGAUUGGUUGUUAAGCCACUCUAGGAAUUGUAGCUCUGUGUGAGGAAUAGAAGAAGAGGAGUUUGGCUUUGAUAUCCCGCUUUAUCACUACCCUAAGGAGUCUCAAAGCGGCUAACAAUCUCCUUUCCCUUCCUCCCCCACAACAAACACUCUGUGAGGUGAGUGAGGCUGAGAGACUUCAGAGAAGUGUGACUAGCCCAAGGUCACCCAGCAGCUGCAUGUGGGGGAGCGGGGAAUCAAACCCGGUUCACCAGAUUACGAGUCUACUGCUCUUAACCACUACACCACACUAGGGGUCUCCUAACAAUUCCCAACAUCCUUAAUGGAACUGCUGUUCUCAGGAUUCUACAGGGGAAGCCAUAUAACUGUUUAAAGUCAUAUGUUACUGCUUUAAAUGUAUAGUGCAGGUGGCAGCUGUGACUCGAUGGCCAGACCACAUUCUACCAUUUUUUAAAUGGCUUCACCAGUUCCUGUCAUUUCCCGCCUGAACCUGUCCUACUAUUAAGAUCAAUAUUUGAUUUGCUUCUCUGGGUGCUCGUACUAUGUUUUUGAUGACAGGGGAAAGCUCAUUUUCUGUGGUAGACUCUGACCAGAAUGGAACAUGAACUUGAUUUUGAAGGUUUACUUUUGUUUCAGAUGUGUGUGUGCAUGUGAAAUUAUAGAUUGGAUUCAUUUUAAAUUUUCUGUGCCGAAAAUGUAACUGAUCUGUAGAAAAGAGUUUACAACCUGAAAAAGAGACAAUGCACGUUGUUUUGUAAACAAAGAAAAUCUUUAAUAAAAACUAUUUAAAAAAUAAUAAUUCAACAGAUCAAGAUCUGUUCUGUUUUGAUUAUCUGCGUGUGUCUGAUCCUACAACAUCUCUCUUUCUGGACAGGUGUUACGGAGAGGGUGGCCCUACCCUCUCAUUAUCUUACCCCAGUUUGGGGGCUAUUGGAUCGAAGGGACCUCUCACAACCUUCCAAUCUCAGGCCCAGAAUUGCAUGACCUGCCAUCCCCUUGCAGUGGCAAAGUGAAGCUGGAGUGUGACCCAACAGCCAAGUUGUACCGCAAGCACUUCCUGGGAAAGGUAAGAGAAGUUCUGUAGCUCCUGACUGCUCAUCUGCUACUGAGCUGGGUUCAGGGUCCUUGUAUCCAUUUACAAAGCCCUGAACAACUUGGGUCCUGGGUGCCUUAGGGGGUCACCUGAACCCUUAUAUCCUAAGCUAGAUCACUGAUCUCAUCUGAAGGAGUGUUUCUGGUUGUCCCUUGAGUUGGUGAGGCUUAUUAGACAUCAACAUGAAGAUGAAACUUCAGUCUUUGUGGCCCACUGCUGGGGACAUACAGCAGGCACCUUCUGAACUAUGGCCUUGUCCAUACUUCCACUUGUGCCGUGCCUAGAAAGCAUGGGUCUGAGCAGUUCUCACAUUUGAAAGUUGCCCACUUUCCAAGUGAAACCCCACUAUUUAGCAAUAGAUUGGAACAAACGGGAACCUGGGGGAAACCCGAAUUGCCAUUUGUUCCAACUGAGCGCUAAAGAGCGGUUUUCCCCGGGGGAAAGCAACAGGACAAGGGGAGGUGUGGAAAAGCCCUAACUUCCAAAUGUUUGCUGAAAACAUUUAUUUUAUUUUAUGUUUUGCAUGCAGGGCUAUGCAGACAGUCUAGGAAAAUGUUUACCAUAAUAGUCAGCUGGUGAUCUGUUUUAAUGUUGUGUGGUUUUUAUUGUAUUACACUUGUUGUAAAGUGCUUUGAUUUUUUUUUUGGAAUGAAAUUGCGUCAUUAAAAUAUUUUAAAAUAAAUAAAUACUAUUAUUUUAUUGGGCACACAGGCUUUUAAAAUUUAUUAUAUUCGUUGCCUGCCCUUCUCCUUGAAGUCCCAGGGUGAGUUACAUGUAGAAAAAACUAGUACAAUAAAACAAAACAAAGAAAAACAGUCCCACUGCAAAAUACCAUACAUAUCAACAAAACUAGAUUUCAACCAGGGGAAUGGUAACAACCUGAGUACAGUUGCCAAAGGCCAGGUAGAAGAAGAACAUUUUCUGUGAUCAUCUAAAGCUACAAAGAGAUGGUGCCAAACACAUCACAAUUACCGUAUAUUUCCGUGUAUAAGUCUAGGUUUUCCCCCUAAAAAAUAAUGUCAAAAAUUAGGGGGCGUCUUAUACACGGAUACAUCUCCCCCAUUUUCUUAAAUCUGAGUCCCCCAAAAUAGGGGGUAUCUUAUACAUGGGGGCGUCUUAUAGACAGAAAAACAGUAAUUUGCUAGUUUAAUUGUUAAUUAUUGGUGUCUUCUGAUCAACUUAAUAUUUUGUCAAUUAAUCGAUGAAGAUCAGUUUUAAUCAAUUAGGUGUGCCUUAAGGGCACACCUUUUAUUCCAGACUAUUUUAGAACCAGUAUAAAAAUGAACCAAACAGAAAAUACUAUCUUAUGAAAGCAUUUAUUUACGAAAACACUAAUUUCAUUAAAAAUAUCCAAGUGGUAUACAAUAAUUAGGGACACGGGUGGUGCUGUGGGUAAAACCUCAGUGCCUAGGACUUGCCGAUCAUAUGGUCGGUGGUUCGAAUCCCUGCAACGGGGUGAGCUCCCGUUGUUCGGUCCCAGCUGCUGCCCACCUAGCAGUUCGAAAGCACCCUUAAGUGCAAGUAGAUAAAUAGGUACCGCUUUAUAGCGGGAAGGUAAACGGCGUUUCUGUGUGCUGCGCUGGUGCUGGCUUGCCAGAGCAGCUUCGUCACGCUGGCCACGUGACCCAGAAGUGUCUUCAGACAGCGCUGGCCCCCGGCCUCUUAAGCGAGAUGGGCACGCAACCCCAGAGUUGGUCACGACUGGCCCGUACGGGCAGGGGUACCUUUACCUUUACCUUUACCUUUAUACAAUAAUUACCGUAUUUUUUGCACCAUAACACUCACUUUUUUCCUCCUAGAAAGUAAGGGGAAAUGUCUGUGCGUGUUAUGGAGUGAAUGCCUGCGGAUGGCGAGGGGAAUCUGCUGCAGUCAUGAGCAGAGGAUCCAUGGUUCCUCUUCCCUCCUCUGUGGCUCGCUUUGAAACAGCAAAGCAGGAGAAGAGCCGCUGAGUGGGGAGGAGAGAGGGACAGGGAGCCUGCUUGCUUUAAAGGAGCAAAGCGGGAGAGGAGAGGAGCCUUCUCCUCUUAUACCCCUCUUCUGCAUUAUUAGCAGCAUCCUUCUCCACCCACCCCACGCGUGCUCCUUGUCCCUUGAGCGCUUUUCCUUCCCUCCCACCUAAAACGUGGUUACAAAGCACGGAUCCACAUGGAUCCUCAGGAUUUUUGCACUGGGUCACCCCAAAUUCACCAUCAGAUCACAUGUCUGUGGCCACAGCAUGAACCACAAAAAUCAUACAUCCACUGUUUCGUUAUAAUAUUUUUUUUCUUGUUUUCCUCCUCUAAAAACUAUGUGCGUGUUAUGGUCAGGUGCGUGUUAUAGAGCGAAAAAUACGGUAUAUGUACAAUGAAAACCACAGAUCACUGUGGAAGAGGGGGCAGCAAAAGCCUUGUUUCUAUAUGUUGGAGCAUCCAUUGUAUCCUAAGUAUGGUCAGCUCAGAAGGGGAUGGACGGGGAACAGACACAGCACGGAAAAUAGAAAAAUGACAUAAAAAUGGCAGAAGCUAUAUCCCUGAAAAUAUCACCAGUAUUCAAAGAUUGUGUCCGUGCUGGAGAGAGGCAGUGAACUCAUGACACACCCUCAGCGCACACACCUGCAUUACUACAUACAAAGCAACAUGGCAAUGCCUUCCGCCCCAAUUCAGCCUACUAGGACUUCCCCUGUCUCCUCUCAUAUUACCUCAAGGCAGUCCAGAAUUCAAAAUAUUACAUGUGCCCAGUGGCUGCUAGAGGAGGAAAAGAGUCUUUUGCUUCUACAUCCCUUAUUCCAAUAUCUCUUUUCCUCAGGAACAUCAUAAUUUUUAUGCCAAUGACACAACUUUGGGCUACUUGGUCCUUUCCAUGAAGUAUGAACAAGUCGAAAAGCAAGACAACCUCCGCUUGCUUCUGAGGUAAAACAGCCCUUUGGUUCAAACCUUGUGAAAUGAUUGCACUUUUCAGGUGGUUCUCUGUCUCUCAAUGGCUGUCUUAACUAAGCUUAUUUUCCACUUUUCACACACACAUAAAAGUCACCAGAAUUUCAGAACUAAUUGCAAAGCAAGAUUAUAUUUAAAAAUAGAUAGGAGGUGCUGCCAAUAAUCACUCGACUAUUCAUUUGGCAAGUGCUUGUCUUCCUCACCCCUGCCUCCAGCACACUUUAAAAAAAAAGAAUUUCCCUCAUGAUUGCUUUGGGAAAAGUCCACAACUGUUGAUGUUUGAGAAGGCUAGCAAGCCUUAUUUGGGGCACCCAAUGAAAUUUAUUUAUUUUUUUAAAAAUUACUUAAAUUACUGCUUAAUAUACCACUUGAUUGCCGAACUUUAUUUGCAGCAUAUAUAACAAUUAUAAAAAUAAGUCCGUGGAUAAAAUAAAUUAAAAUUUAUCCACUCAGUGGGCAAAAUAAAAUUAAAAUUGCCUGCUGCAUUGCCAAAGGGUAUUGACCCCUCCGGGGUGUAAAGCUACCCCACUAUUAGGCAGCUGAUUUUGGGUGUCAUGAAAGUGUGGGGAAUUAUUAGCCAUUUAAUUUAGUGUAUUUUUAUUGUAAGGGAAGUAGAGAAGGGCUUGUGCAAUUUUUCUGUCACAGAUGUCAAAAUAACUUUGCUGGCUUUAGGUACUGUGAACUUUGGGGUACAGUGGUACCUCGGGUUAAAUACUUAAUUCGUUCUGGAGGUCUGUUCUUAACCUGAAACUGUUCUUAACCUGAAGCACCACUUUAGCUAAUGGGGCCUCCAUCUGCUGCCGCUGCGCUGCCGCUGCAUGAUUUCUGUUCUCAUCCUGAAGCAAAGUUCUUAACCUGAGGUACUAUUUCUGGGUUAGCGGAGUCUGUAACCUGAAGCGUAUGUAACCCGAGGUACCACUGUACCAAGGAAGCUGGAGUUGUUGCUGCUUGGCUUCCUUAGCAUUUAUUUUGGUUGUUUGUUUGUUGCAGGUCUCGAACCAGUACCAAGCACGACUUGAUUCCUAUUUCUUGCCUGAAUGAGUUCCCCAAUGCUGUCCAAAUGGCAAAGGUACAUUGUUCCAGGUCCAGCCCCAUUACUGUUAGUUGCCGGGUUAUUUUUGCCUUGUAAUCCUCCGAUGAACCAAAUCUGAUUCCUUUCAGUUACUUGUCCAAAGAAAAGGUUCCAUUUUGCUAAGUCACCCAUGACAGGCAGCAUAAGUUAAACAGUCUCAAAUUUUAAGUCCUAAAUUUAAAUUUAUAUCCCACUUAAUGAAUUUUGAAUCCUUGAGUACUAGCCUAUGAAAGCAACUAGAGAAUAAAUAAGUUGGGGUGUGUGGGUGUGUGGGUGUGACAAAUCCCUUGCAAAUACAGGACUGUUGAAAGGUUAAAUUUGCAAAUGUGAAUUUUCACGCCACGUUAAAUAACUGAUGCUCAUCCGAUUGGCUUCAGUGAAAAUGGUACCUCAAGUCCCUGCACUAGAAUUGUGUUGACAUCUUUUGCUUGUCCUCCUGCAGCUGCUGUGUGAGGAUGUGAAUGUUGACCGCUUCUUUCCAGUGCUCUAUCCCAAGGUAGGCUCGCUGUAGCCCCAUAUGGAAACUCUCUCUUUCUCUGCCUGUUUUUACUUCUAACUCUGGCUGUUUCUUCACCUCAUAGGCUUCCCAACUCAUUGUUGCAUUUGAUGAACAUGUCAUCAGCAAUAACUUCAAGUUCGGAGUCAUCUACCAAAAACCUGGGCAGGUAAACCUCUUUUCUUAUGCACACUCAAUGCCCUUUUCUAUCAUAGGCUAUUUGGGGAGUCUGGGCAAGAGCUUCCUUAUGUCCUCUUGUUCCCCUCCAUCAUGUCCAGUGAUCCUCCAUUCUUCCUUUCUGGUACAUCAUCACUCCUUUUUGGCUAAUCAUCUCCCCCCUUUGUCCUCCCCACCCCAAUCCUCCCUCUGGCUUCCACAACUGGGAAGGGGAGCACUUGGAAGUGACAUGCAAGCGACUAGGGAGGAGAAACUAAGCUGUAGACAUCACCUGAGAAAUGUCUCUAAGUCCCUGCUGAAAGGCACCCUUUAGGGCAGGGGUCAGCAACCUUUUCCAGCAGGGGGCCGGUCCACUGUCCCUCAGACCAUGUGUUGGGCCGGACUAUAUUUUGAAAAAAAAUAAUGAAGAAUUCCUAUGUCCCACAAAUAACCCAGAGAUGCAUUUUAAAUAAAAGCACACAGUCUACUUAUGUAAAAACACGUUGAUUCCCGGACCAUCCACAGUCCAGAUUGAGAAGGCGAUUGGGCCGCAUCCGGCCUUGGGCCUUAGGUUGCCUACCCCUGCUUUAGGGGAUUGGCUAUGGCCUAUGGGCCACCACUGACUAAUAUCUGUUCAGAACCAUUCAGCUUAUCUUCUGCUAGUAUCAAAGAUACACACUGUCUCCACACCUUCCGCACUGGCAAACAGGGAUUGUGGCUUUUUUAGGAAGGUGAAAGGAAAGGGGAGAGAGAGAGAGAGAGAGUUUGUUUGUUUGUGUGUGUGUGCUUGAGCAUAUGCACACACAUGUGCAAAAGAGACCUUUAUUGUACUGGUUAUUGGACUCCAGGAUAGGUCAAGAAAUCGAAUGGGAAAUGGUGGCCUUCAGUUUUCUGUUUCCUUUUAUAUAGACCACAGAGGAAGAAGUCUUCAGUAAUACUGAAGAGAGUCUGGGCUUCUUAGAGUUUUUGGAUAUCCUUGGAGACAGGAUCCAGUUGCAGGAUUUCCGUGGGUGAGUACUUCAGCUGUAAAAACCUAAUGGUUUGGAAGUUGUCAUUCUUGGCCCAGUUUUCCUUCAAAGACUCUUGCAUAGGUUUAAUAGCAGCAGAUAGCAGUGGCCCUGUCUGGUCCUGUCUUGGGAAGUGGCAGUAGCACCACCAGGAAGUUCUAGGCCUCCUACCCUCUUUCACACACCACUGCACACACCAAUUACCACAAUUCAUUCUGUGAAUUGUAUUUCUGCCUUCGAUAAAGCUGCUACCGUUGUUCAUGGUAUCUCUUCUUCUGUCUGUUCUCCUCUCUCCUUCUCCUUCUUGCCUUAUGCUGAUCAGCUUCCGAGGUGGCUUGGAUGUUACUAGAGGUCAAACAGGAUCUGAGUCUAUCUACACACAUUUCCGGGGCAAAGAGAUCAUGUUCCAUGUCUCUACGAUGUUGCCCUUCACAGAGGGAGAUGCCCAACAGGUACCGUGGGGACCUAUGGAGGACACAGUAUUGAAUAAGCCUCUAGAGCAGCGGUUCUCAACCUGUGGGUCCCCAGGUGUUGUUGGACUACAACUCCCAUCAUCCCUGAACUCUUGCCUUGCUAGCUAGGGGUGAUGGGAGUUGUCGUUCAACAACAUCUGGGGACCCACAGGUUGAGAAAGGCUGCUCUAGAGUGUAGAGUGAUGGCAACAGACAGGUAGCUACUUUAGGGUUGAUGUGACAAAGGGAAGGUUGUUGGAGCAAGUUGUGAUUGGAAAGAAGAGGCCAUAAUCUGGUCUGAGGGUUGCUUGGGUUGACAGUUUAGAAUGGAUUGGAGUUUAAGAUUGGGGUAGGUGCUGUGGACUUGAGUGGCCAAGCUGGGCAGCUUGCAUUUGGGAAGCCCAACUCCCCUCUUAACAUGCUCCCUUGCGUGUUCCCUCCCAGCUUCAGCGGAAGCGCCACAUUGGGAACGAUAUCGUGGCCAUUGUCUUCCAGGACGAAAAUACUCCCUUUGUCCCCGACAUGAUUGCAUCAAACUUCCUGCAUUCCUAUGUGGUUGUGCAGCUCCACCACAGCGCCCUGGGGGAGACUCUCUACAAGGUAAGUCCACUCGGUCAAUACUCUGCUGCUUUCACGACGAGUGCAAGAGAGUUCUGCUGCAAGGGUAGGAAACCUCUAGGCUCCUCUAGCUGGCCUUUGGGAAUCUCCCCAAGCCACACCCCCUUCCCAGCCACACCUCUCACUGGCCCUGCUUUGCACCUUCCUUGAGUGCUAAUGCUUCUUGCUUGCCUCAUUGGUGGAUAGAGGUAAAGGUAAAGGGACCCCUGACCAUUAAGUCCAGUCGUGACCGACUCUGGGGUUGCUGCGCUCAUCUCGCUUUAUUGGCCGAGGGAGCCAGCGUACAGCUUCUGGGUCAUGUGGCCAGCAUGACUAAGCCACUUCUGGCGAACCAGAGCAGCGCACGGAAACGCCGUUUACCUUCCCACCGGAGCGGUACCUAUUUAUCUACUUGCACUUUGAUGUGCUUUCGAACUGCUAGGUUGGCAGGAGCAGGGACCGAGCAAUGGGAGCUCACCCCGUCACGGGGAUUCGAACCGCCGACCUUCUGAUCGGCAAGUCCUAGGCUCUGUGGUUUAACCCACAGCGCCACCUGCUGCCCCCUAGGUGGAUAGAGAGGGGUGUCUAAAUGUGCCUAGAAACUAGCCUACUGUACACAGGUAAAAAAUAACAGUUGUUGCUGUGCCCACUUUAGCCGCUAGCCCUGCUACCCGACCACCCCAACAUGUGGCCCAUGGAAGGUUGUGCAGAAAGAAAUAUAUGAAAAGGGUUUCCUAUCCCUCCUGUAUAGCCCUACAGCACUUUAAAUCUUAGCCCACUUCUUUUUUUUCUUUUAACUUUGCAUUGGUUCUCUAAUCCUUGGCUACAGUGGGGAGAAAUUGUGGAGCACUAGCCAGUCUCUUGCCAGUACCUCUUUUAUUUACGUACUUAUUUUAGCGGAAUUUACUCACUGGUUAAUCAAAAACCAGUGGUUUACUUUUCUUCCAGCCGGAAGAGAACAGGAGUCAAGGUGAAAUUUCACCCUAUCACUUCUUAAGUCUUAAAACAUGCAGAACUGAGGCUCCAGUCCUUUAGUCCUCUAUUGUUCUGUGUACUUUUUCUGAUAAGGAGUUGUGUCAUUCUCAGACGCUUUGAAGUGUGUGCAUUUCCCUCUCUUAUCCAUGCGUAAGUACACAUGAACCUUGGUGUACACAAGUGACACUCCUGGUAGCAAUGACUCCUACUGGUGAUCAAGUGUCUAAGCAGCACAAUGACUUGGGAAAGUCAGCUAAAACAACCCAAAUAAUGUCAAGCAUUUUAGUUUAACUUCAGUGCUAUAUUAGCAACCUGGACAAAUACUCAAAUAAAUAACAGGAGGGGGUGUUAAGGUGAUGUCAUGGACUGGCUUGACGGCAGAGGCACUGGCUGGGGAAACCCCAAAGGAAGAAGGUUCAGAGCCAGGAGAUUGAUGAUGGGAUGGCGAUGAGUGGUCAGAGAGAGCAGAAGAAGCAGAGUAGGAGGAGGUGUCGGAAGCUGAAGAGGUAACAGGGUUUAGUGAGCAGGAAGAGGCUAGGGCAGAGAGCAGUCCAGAAGCAGAGGCAGGAGAGGAGGGUGGCCAAGAAGCAGAGAUGAGGCAGGCUGCUGAAGAAGUACUUUGCAAGAGAAAGCAGGGCACAUAUGCAGUUCUUGCUUCAGGUCACCUACUUUUAAUUUGCCACUUUAAAGCAGACUGAGGUCACAUCCAUGCCAUACCCUUAAACCACAUGGCUUCCUCCAAAUAACCCUGGAGCAAAUAUUUUAUAUCAUGUAGACAUAUUCCUAAACCAAAUAUACCGGGAUUCAGUUAUGGAAGGAAUAAAAAAAAAAACCCAGGUUAUGACCUUCUAAGAGACGCACUGGUAAUAUUAUUCAGUUAGCUUAAGGAUAGAGUUGAAGAAGAAGAUUUGGAAAUGGUUGGGGUUUGUUCUUUGUUUUUUGUUUUUUGUUUUUGUUUUGCUAACUGCAGCAAGAAUGAUACUAUGUGCAAACUAGAAAAGUGCUUGCUGUCCCUCCAUAGAUCACUGGCUAACUAAAAUCCAGGACAUGGCAUGAAUGGUUAAGCUAACAAAUUUGAUUUGUUAGAGACGGAAGACACCAUGAAAAUAUGUUUGUAAAUAAACUGAGUUUAUUUAUCCAGUAUUAUAAUAAGAAGGUGCAGGAGUCAGCCAAUCCAUAUCUAUUGUUGAGGGGAAAUUAAACAAAUAAGAACACAGCAGGAAAAUAUAGUAAUUAGUUUUUAUGUGAUAUUUAUUUGUAAAAUAAUGCAAGUGUUUAAUGUAUUGGAAAUAUAGGAAAGGUAGUAAGUAUAACAGACUGUUGGUAGUGGAAAUAGCUUUUAUGUGUUUUGAUAGUCGAAAAAGGAAGAAUACUAUGAUUGCAAUGAUUAUACUCAUCUGGAAUAUAAUGUACUAAUGUGCAUUUAUUUGCAUUUUUGCUUAUGAAACAUUGAAGAGAUAUAAGAAUUUAAAUAAGAUGAUAAAUUGCUGACAAAAUGUUAUAACGAUGAAAGUGGGAGCGGGGGAUGUGAGGAAGUCCAAAGAAAAUGUGAAACUAUGUUAAGACAAAUGUUAUAUUGUUUAUUAUGUUUAUUCUUAUUGUAAAACCCAAUAAAUUGCUUUAAAAAAAAAAUUAUUUGCAUUUUUGCAAUGUUAUAAACGAGUGGGGGGGCUGUAUAUGAGAUGUUGCUAACAUCUCAUAUCUUUUGUGCUCUCUGCUGUUUAGCAGUUUCAUCAGACAGCAGUUUAAACCUGACAAUGUUUUAAUAUUAUCCUAAGGCUGCAGACCUGCACAGACCCUACACAAUGGUCAUUCUGUCUGUACUCUAAAACCACUCUGUCCCUUCUGAUGGUUGCAGGUUUCUGUUACAGCCCGUGAUGACGUCCCUUUCUUUGGGCCUUCUCUGCCAAAUCCAGCAAUAUUCAAAAAGGUUUGUGUGCAGCCAGAAAAACAAAUAAAGGCUUACAGGGCAGUGGAAUUCUGGUAAUGGUUCCUACAUUACGAUCUAUUUAUAUGAAACUUUUCUGUGCAGCUACCUAGGGCUUGGAAAAGCCCCAAACUUGUGACAGCCUGGGCUCUAAAAUAUUGUAGCACCUAUGAACCUGGAAGCCAUUUUUCCAGCUCAACUUGUGUUCUUAGAUGUGGCUCUAGCAUUCCCAAUAUUGCCAUUGUUGUCAUUUAAUAUGUUCAGAAGCACCUAAAAUAGAUGCUGCCAGUUUCAGCGUAAGCACCUUCUAGCAUCAGUACUCACCAGCUAAGAGGAUUAAUAUGCAUUUUCGGAAAAAUUGCAGUACAACAUAGUCUACUUGGUCUUUAUAAAUAGGAAAUGAGGGAUUGCCUCUUUAAAUGAAUCCAUAUGCAAUAGAUUUCCCUGCCUGUCAAAAGCUAAAGCACCAUAAGGAAAGAUAGCCUUCAUUUCCUAUAUGUCUACAUACUGGAAAGGGUUUUUUUUCCUUGGGAACUGGGAGGGCAUUUAGGAAAUCAUGAAUUUUUAGAGUGGUACAGUCCCACAUGGUUAAUUUGAAUGUAUUCUUCAACUCUACAGUGCAACCCAUUGAGGUGAAUAGAGGAAUAUUCUUGUAUCUGUGUUUGUUCCUGUGCUUUGGUAUCAAUAUGCAAUCUAAGUAUUAGCUUGCAAAGAAGUAUCCUAGAACCUUCAUCUCUGUGCUUUGUGGCACCAAAACAGUUCUGGAUAUAUCUAUAAGAAAGGGUCUUGUAAGACUUCAAUGCUGUGAGUGAGUAUUCUCCUUCUUCUGACAGGGCACAGAGUUCCGUGAAUUUCUUCUGGCAAAGCUUAUAAAUGCAGAGCACAGCUGCUACCAUGCUGAUAAAUUUGCUAAGCUGGAGGUGAGUCAGUUUACUUUUAUUUGCAUUCAUAUAUCUUAAAGAGCAAAGCUUGGUGUGACUACCAGGAAGUAACAUAUUGGUGAUCAAUGACAGGAUGUGAAAUGAAAUGCAGGUUCAACAAUCAAUACAUAAAUCCUACCUAGGACUUUCUACACUGCAGCUGUUGCAUGGGGAGGGGAAGGGUAAUUCCUCCUGGUGACUUUAAACUCAAAAUUACACUUUAGUAGGAACUGAAAUUCCUACAAUCGAAUGAAAAGCACACUAUGUAAGUGUGGCAACCACAUUCUAGCCACCCUGGGUCACCUUGGGGGAGACCUGGCCACAACAGAGUGUACUCCUCUCUUGUACCCUCCCAUUCCCUAUUUAAGAUACUCAGUGCCACCAGAUGAGAGAUUAACUACCGUAUUUUUCGCUCUAUAGGAUGCACUUUUCCCCCUCCAAAAAUGAAGGGGAAAUGUGUGUGCGUCCUAUGGAGUGAAUGCAGGCUCCUUGGCUUCAGUGAUAGCAACACGAAGCCUCCAAAGUGCAGAGGGAGAGCUCCCCCCGUGCUCCGGAGGCUUCGCGUUGCUUUCGCUGAAGCCGCCUGAAUCCCCUGGAGCGCAGGGAACUCCCGCUGCGCUCCGGGGGCUUCAGGCAGCUAUCCGCAAGCCUUCAGAGCGCAGCAGGAGUUCCCGCUGCGCUCGGAAGGCUUGCGGAUAGCCGCCUGAAGCCUGGAGAGCGAGAGGGGUCGGUGCACACCGAUCCCUCUUGCUCUCCAGGCUUCGCUUCACUGGAGAGGCGCUGCACAGUUUUCCCUCUCAGCGCAGCACCCCUUCACCGAAGUGGGAGGAGAAAUGGAUGGGGCUCCCUUUCUCCUGCCGCUUCGCUGAAGGGGCACUGAGCAGAGAGGGGGAGAAUUUUUUCCCCCCUGUUCUCCCCCUCCUAUGGUCCGGUGCGUCCUAUGGUCCAGUGUGUCCUAUAGAGCGAAAAAAAUAUUUACCAGGCUGCCUUUAUCAAACAGCCUCCAAAUGUUCCCCGGGGUCUCUGAAGCCUCCUUAGGUAGCUGAUGUUAGAUAUUCCCUUGGGAGCAAAAACAAAUUUAAAUUGGUUAAUCACAUCCACUUAGACUCAUGGAAUUUUAGAGCUGGAAGGGACCCUGAGGGUCAUCUAAUCCAACGACUUGCAAUGCAGGAAUCUCUUUUUGCCCAACGUGGGGCUUGAACCCACAACCCUGAGAUUGAGUCUCAUGCUUUAAUGAGAGUCCAUAGAGCUAUUGCAGCUCUAUGAUCCAGCUGAUUAUGUAACUUACCCACAUACAGAGCUUCUUUCUUUUCUGUCACUCAGCCUGAUCUUUCUUCCUUUCUGAUUAAGCGUGCACCCUUCCCUGUUUCUAUCCUAUUUGUUUUUUUGAAACGUGUUCUCCUUCUCUUCUGGAGCAGGAUCGUACCCGCAGUGCCCUCCUGGAGAGCCUUUAUGAGGAGUUGCAGAUUCGUAGCCGCAGUAUGAUGGGCUUGGCCUCUGGCGAUGAUGACAAAAUGGAGAAUGGGGGUGGUGGCUUCUUUGAGAAUUUCAAGGUGAGACAGGGAAUAGGUGAUACUUAAUCUCUCUCUUCCAGUGUAAUUUUGCAUUUUCCCAUUUCAUGCUGCGCUGGUGAAUAUUGUAAUAAUACUUUGCAUUUUGUCCAUUGGAGGUAUUUCAAUACAUUAUCUUAGUCAUCCCCACAGCUGCUCUGAGAGGUAGGUCUGUAGCAGUAUCUCUGUAUUUUAGAUCUCGCCAGAGGGGUGCAAGUGGCUCAGAGAUGGUAGCUUACCAAAGGAAGGAACUUCCUAGCUCUUAGAUUAGUCUCUUAGCCACCAUCCUACGCAGCUGUCAAUAUUUGCUUUUCAGAGAACAGAUUCCAGCAGGCUACCCGCAGAGGACGGGAAAUCAGCCACAGGUUUGGGGCAGGGCAGGUUGGGACAGCAGUUGGUGCCUUGUAAACUGGCCACCUUGCUGCUAGCAGUAUACCUCACUAUGCUGGCUGAGGUGGUCUGUAAUGUGGUGUUGGACAACCUCAGUACAUUGCUUCUGGGAUAAUUCGGUGUCCAUACUAAGGACAAAGCCUUGAUUUAGGCUUUACCUCAAGGUAUGAUGGGUGGUGGUACUCUAGAUGUUGUGGGGGGCGGGGUUGAAUUAACCCCAUUGUAAUGGUCAGACCAUUAUCUGGCAAAGUUGGGUCUUGCAGUGUCAUUCCCUCCUUGCCAUUAGGAUGGUCUGCCCCCAGAGACUUACGGAAUUCAAGGGGUUCUGGAAUGCUUGGGGGGACUUUUCGGAAGCCAAGAUUGGCGGUCCUGUUGAGCUUCGGUGUCGCUGUGGAAUAGUGAGAUGCAUUGAGUUGGUGACACAAUUACUCCCGAGUUCACCUUCCAAAAUUGUGGAGCCUGGAGAACUCGCUGGGUGUCUAUGGCUCUCCAAGCCAUGAAACAGGAUAAAUGAAGUCUAGAAUACUAUGGUGUACGAUCCAAUGCGAAGUUUGUCAGAGAUGUGCUAGAGCACAUAGUUGUGCCUACUGCAAAGAAGGCUUAAUUUCUUUACCCCAUUGCACCCUUGAGUCAGCAGAGAUGUGCUAAGGGGGCUGCCAACCCCUGUCACUGGGAAUAGAGUGCCAGCUGUGACAUAUUUGCCAGCGGCUUUGAGAAUAAAAUCACCAGCCUUGAGCUGAAUGCUACCAUUAUUACAGAGCUGGGUGAGGUGUCCAACACAACAUCUUGCCCAAUCUUGUGGGAUCAGCUGAUGAGGUUUGAGGAUGUGGGCAAGGUGUUUGCAGUGGUUUGGCCCACAUGUGUGCUCAACAUCUGGCCAUCAUGACUCAUCGGAAGUACCUGAGCUGCGCUGGCUGCCUUCAGGGGGUGGUUCAUCCAUCUUUGCAUGAAGGGUUGGUGCCUGCUGCCUUGGAGGAGGCAGUGAUGCAGCAACUCCUGAAGAAGCCCUGCUUGAACCCUGAGGAACUUUGAUGACUAAGGACCAGUCACUAAUAUUGGACUACCACCCGAUCAUGUUUUGGGAUAAGGUGCUUGAGAGGGUCGUCCAGCUGCAGACACCAUUGGAAGGAACUGGUUAUCUUGACCCCUUUCAGUCUGGGUUUAGGUCCAGUUUGAGGACAGAAUGGCCUUAAGCAUCCUGAUGGAUGCCCUUUUUCAGGAGAGGGACAGGGAGAGUGCAACUUCGCUGCUUUUGCUUGAUCUCUCAGCAGCUUUUGAUGCCAUUGACCACAGUAUCCUCUUGUUCCUUCUCUGCGAGCUGGUGGUUCUGCUCAUAUCUACAGUGCCAGGUUCAAAGAAUAGUGUUGGAGCAGGCAUAGGCAAACUCGGCCCUCCAGAUGUUUUGGGACUACAGCUCCCAUCAUCCCUAGCUAACAGGACCAGUGGUCAGGGAUGGUGGGAGUUGUAGUCCCAAAACAUCUGGAGGGCCGAGUUUGCCUAUGCCUGUGUUGGAGGAUUAAAUGUCUGCCCCCUGGUGGUUGUGCUUUGGGGUGCCAUGGCUAGGGACAACGUGUGUGUGGUUUUUAUGAGAGAGCUCUUCAGGAGGUUGUGGGUUAGGUUAGCAGAAGCGAGUUCUGUCCACUUGGAAACAAUACCUUGUUUGCCCGAGUCCUGUAGGAAGCCGGGCGUUUCUGAGCUCAUGCCUGUUCCUUCCGCUUCCUUCCACCCAGCCCACCAGCAUCCUAUAGUGCUCUUCAUGAUGUCCUUUUGUGUGUCUGUGAACGUGUCUGUCUCCCUGUUGCCCUUCUCUCCAGCGGGUGAUCCGGGGCCGUAGCCAGAGCCUGGAUACCAUGGGGAUAGCCAUGAGGAAGCAGCACCAACAGCAGCAGCAGCCAUCAACUCCACCCAAUCGCCCAGCUACUGCUGGCCUUGCCCUCAACCAGAGUGUUGCCGAGGGGCCCAAGGCUAUUGCUGCGGUAAGGUAUUGGGGAGGUGGCGUCAUGGGAUGGAGACCAGCAUGUACUCAGUCCUUUGCCACUAUCUCCUGCUACUGUGAACCCGCUGCUCUUCAACAUUAUCUGUCUCCAGCUAUUAAUGUCUCCUUGUCUUGGUGGUGUUUUGUGGCUAUUUUCUGUUGGGCUUCCCGCCACCCCAUCUCUCUAUGUUCAUUUCCCUAUCCUGUUCCUCUGAGACCCGAUUCUAUUCAUUUGCCGAUUCUGACUCUGAAAACAAUUUGAGGAACAGGGAAAGCAUUUAGGGAGAAUCUGAGUAAAUUGUGCUGUUGGUUUUUUUAAUUGCUGAGCACUGCCUUGAUGUUUUAUGUGAGUGGGCGGAAUAUAAAAACUUUUACAGAGGAAUAAAAGAUGCUGAUGAUACCCUCAGAAAUUUCACGUAGACAUUUCAUGUUUGGUCUGGGGGACAAGAUGAAUCCCUUUGGGACCCUUUAGCAUCGAUGCUGAGCAGUAAUUCUCCUGCAGCAGUUGUGGCAUCAGUCCCCAAGGCAGGAAUGGGACCCCCAAAACCCUAUGCCACAGAUUGCUAACACAGAACAGGUUAUCCAUAAGGGGUACAAUGUUCAGUGAUUCCAAAAGCUACUGAGAGACCCAGGAGAAUUAGUGAAGUUGCGUUCCUGGCAUUCCUCUCUCGGCACUGGUUAUUCUUUGGAGUGACAAGGGUGGUUUAUGUGCCAAAACAGGCCUGAAACUAGACUGAAUUUUAAUUUUGAGGGAACUAAAAAAGAUUCCAUUUAUAGAACCUCUCCCACCACCUUGUUGAUGGCUGGAGAGGUUUAGGACAGUGUGUUUGUUGGGUAGAGCGUACUGCUGACCUUACUUAGGAUUGUUCCACCCAAGUAUGCUCACCUCCUGGCUAUGGACCACUUGGUGGAAAUCUGCAGCAAGUUAGUUUUGUCUGCCAAGACUUGACUGUUCAGUGAUGGACUGCAUGGCAGGGUGAGAUGAAGCAGUGUCUGGAAUGAAAGAACUAGAACUAGAAUAGCUAGAAGUGUUGCAUUAGUGGCUCUUCCUUUGCUUGGCAUUAAUGUUAACAGUGCAUUGGUGCUGCUCUAGUUCAGGGCAUUCUCUGAAUGUCCAAGUGGGCAUUCAGUCCUUUGCAGAGGCACUGAAGGCAUGUGAUGAGAAGGCCAUUUUCGAGAGUCUGGAGUUGCAAUUAUAGCGUGGAAAGCAUGUGUCAGGGAACUGCCAUCAGUGCCGGAGGGAGAGAGCAAAAGCCAGAGGGAUUCCAGAGAGCGUCCAGGGAUCGGGAGAAGCAGCCCAUCUUCUGGGGAAGAGAAUCAGCGUAGCACCAGUGGAGAAGGGGGGCAGAUGGGGGAAGCGGCAAGGCGGUCCCAUGACUCCUUGCCUGGGACCAGCGGGGAGAGUAGGGGUCCUCCGUUGCCCAUGCCCUCCUUGCGCAGAAGGCUUUCGCGCAGAGAGGGUAGGCGGAGACUAGGCGUCAAGGAGCUUCUUUGCUGGAAGAAGUUUAAGAAACGCCCACUGACGGAUUCUGCCAGCGACUGAGUCAGCCACGGGUGAGUGGCGUCCGGACAGAUAAAGUUUACUUUGGCAGCCAGGCCAGGCGUUCGUGCCCAGCCAGGGAGAUAGUUGCCUGCUUACGCACGAGCAACCCCUUAGAAACCUUUACAGCAUGCUUAUGUGAAUUUUCAUUCUCAAGAGAGUGCUCAAGGUGAGACCAGCACAGCCAGCAGAGAUGCUGUAGACUGAACCUGGGACCUUCUGCAUUCAAAGCAUAUGUUCUGCUACCCCUGAGCCAUACAUGCCCAACUCCCCUGAUGAUAAGAAGCAUGGCACAGAGUGAAUUCCUUCUGCACUGAGGUUCCUCUGGCAUGACUGGAAGAAGUUGGCAAAGCAGAUAUCUAAGUAGAUGUGGCUUACAUCUUAAGCCCGUUCUCAUGGUACCAAAAUUCUCAGUCGGAUGUGAGUGCAUUGUAUGGUUUGGAGCAAGCAGUUUAGUGUUUAAUCCAGUGGUGGGAUCCCAUCAAUCCCAGCCAGUGUAGUGCAAUGGUGUGGAAUGGUGAGAGUUGUAGACUAGAGCGUCUGGAGAGCCACAGGUUCCCCAGCCCAGGUUUAAUCGGCUCAUUCGACAGCACUCUAAAUAUGGCACUUCAGAAAGCUGUAUUUGUGAUGAAGCUUUUCAUUUCUUCUUUUCCCUGAUCACUGCCGGGGAUUUAGCAGGUUUUCCAAACACUGGAUGGAACUCAAGUGUCACACUGUGAUGAAUGCACAAGCCUUCCCUCCCAUGUGCUGCUAUGGGGGCUCCCACAACCCCUCAAGCCUGUUUUGGGGGCAUUCAGGAAGGGGUGGAAGCCCCAUUGCGCAAGCAGAAGUCCUUGUGCAAGGCUCAUUUAGGUGAAUCCAUCCUUCCAUGUCCGGAGAAGCCAGGAAAGGCAUUGUCUCCUUUGGGUAAUUCUGCAGGGAAAAGGUGAUACCCACCAUCUGCUGGAAGUAGGAAAAAUGCCAAACAAAUGUAAGGAAAGGGGGCGCUCUCUACUCCCCCCCCCAGCUUUACUUUUUCUCCCUUCCUUUUUGGGCUAAGCUAGAUAUUGGAGUAAACAUACAGCUAGUGCUGGAAACUGCCUUUAGAUGUCUAAUCCCUGCCCCAGCCCCUGGCACGCACUUUGGCAUCCCUGGUAGAAGCUGCAUCCCACAUCGCCCUGCCCCUGCUCCAGAUCUUCAGCUGCUAAUUAGGUAGGGAGGAAAACUCUUCUGGGACAGGGAGAAGAUGUGAUGGGUUCCAUUUUGGGUAGCAGGUGCACAUUUACUGUAAUGUCUAGCUUAGCCCUCUGGGGCUGUACAUGGCUUUACCUUGUGCUUUCCCGAGUCUUUAUUUCCCCCUGUUGCUCUUUCAUACAUGCAUUUCUGUCUACCGAUCUUUCCAUUUCUCCCUCCCUCUCUCUCUCUCGCUCUCUCAUAUGUGUGUCGCUCUUUCUCUCUCUUGGCUGUUUGUCCAACUUUGACAGCUCCCACAUCAUGCCUGGGCACCUUGUGACUCUCUGGACAGGCUGCAACUGUUAGCAUGGGGUAGCAAUGCAAGGACAGGCUCUGGAGCCCAGUCUUCCAUCUUCCAUCUUCCCUCUAGCUCUUACCUUUUCUGCAUCCUCCUCUUCCUCUGUCUCUCUUUUUUUCCUACUGUCCUUUCCUCCCCUCUAGUCCUUUGCCCUACCUGGGAGAAGCCCGUCACGCAACCGAGGUAGCCGCUUCAAUGGGCGACGCAGUAGUGCAAUUGGCAUUGAGAACAUCCAGGAGGAGAAAAGGUACGGACUGGGCUAUAGGGACUUGGAGGACUAGAGGGAGAGGGAUGGCUAGGGAUGGUGGAGAAAUUCGGUUUGCAUCUAUAGGCUAGCUUACCUAAUCAGCACUUUCCUUAACAAUAGGCAGACCAAACCACAGCUUCCCUUAAAAUUUGUGCACCUCUGGACUUUGCAAUGAAGUUCUCCAGUCCAAGUAGUGUGCACAAAAAUACACAGCCUGAGGGGCUAAAGUGUGCGUAGGAAUGCAUGAGUGAAAAGAACAUGCAAAAAUGCUUUAUAUUAGGGAAAAUUGCUUUGCAAAAAAUGUGUAUAUUAGGGGAAUUUUGCUGUAAAAUUCUGGUGCAUUUUCAUAAAAUUCCAUUGAAAUUCCAUUUACAUACAAACUGGUUUUUCAACAACAACAAAUAAUCACAAACUGAUGUGGAAUUGUGGGGAACCGAAAUUAUGAUGGGUGUGUGUGUGAUGAAAUUGAAGCCUAAAUGGAGACACUGGAUAAGACUCAAGGGAAGAGUGGCAGAGAGGAGGGACCACGUGCCUUGAGCCAUAGGCACAUAUCAAAGACAAAGGAUUGUUUGGAAGAGAGGUGAAGGUGGUAUUAUUGAGGCAUCCUUCCCAGUGCUGUCUGCACCCAUUUUGUUUACCUCUUUGUUUCAUCGGAUUUGGUGAAAACCACCAAAAGGACGAUAGUCAAGCUCCAGUACAGGCAGAAGUUCAGGUACAAAUCUCAUUAAAGUCCAAUGGAAGAGGUAGUGACAGUUGUUUAACCUUAGCCGCCGUCAGUUCAUGCACUCAGAACAAAGAGUAUUUUAUGUGUGUAUUGCUCUGUCUCUCUGUAAAAAAUAAAAAUCCCACAACUUCAGUUUUGCCAAAGGGCCAUUGAUUGGGAGGAAGGACAGAACCCAACCCUGCCCUGCCCCUUACAAAUUGUCUGCUGCUGAGUCCCAUCCCCACAAGUCUCACCCUCUUUGGUGGUACACUUAGGCCAUCAUGGAAGCUAGAGCAACAAUUGAAACCACUUAUUAAACACUUAUUAGCAUAAUUUGUGAUUCAGCUGCUGACAAUGACUGAAGUCUGCUUAACAGUGCAAUCUCCAUAUCUACUCAGAAGUGAGUCCCAUUUACUUGUGGGUUAGGGUUAUUUACUCCCCAGGUAAGUGUGUGUCCCUCCGCCCCGAUUUAGCUAUACCUUCUGUGCCACCCCCUUUGUGCCGCCCCCUUUAUCCUGCUGCUCCAGUAAAAUUUGACAGGGUCAUUAAAGCUAAAAGAAGCAAAUGCUGUCAAGAGAUGCCCCCAUGUGUCUUGGGCGGGCAAGGUCUCCUCCGUUUGCUGUCUGUCUGGUCCAAAUCUGGUUUAAAGAUAAGGAAUCAGAAAAAAGGGGACCAGGAGCCGUGAAGUUGCCCUGUGAUAGCAGCACCUAGACAUUCUCCUGAUGUUUCCCUAUAAUGGUGAGAUUGUAUUGCAAUUCUAUUUAAAUUUCAGCAAUUAUUUCUAAAUUUGCAACUUAUACAUGUGAAUUACCAUCUGUAGAUUUGUUCUCAUUUUUUUGCAGUGCAUAACCAGCCAACCUACUCUUAAGUUAUAUGCAUAAUGACCUGGCGAUUCUUUAUUCUGGAGGCUGCAAAGUGCAGCUGGAGCUGCCAUCCUCUCCCAAGACUUUUGGCCUUUAAAGCUCCUGUCCUCCUCAAAAUGAUCAGAGUUAAAAUCUUGAAAGUGAAAUCUGAUGUGCCCUGCAUAUUUGUCAAACCUGUGCUAUAUAUGUAGAUAGGAGAAGGGACCAACCUACUUUCGUGCGACUUUGAGUACACACAGCCUAUAUCUCUGCUUAAAUCUUUCUUUUCGUGAUUAGAGUGCAUUUCAGUUGGAAAGAGAAUUCUAAGUGAGCUAAACCUAAAAACUGUUGUUUCUGCCAAUCAAGAUUCUUCAUCAUGCAGUAUCAUGGGUCUGAAAUGUAUAUAAAAUACAUUUUAGUUUUGACCUGUUAAAUUGGCCUGUUCACCAUAAUUGAGAUUUGGGCUAAGAAUUGGAAAGCCCCAUGAACCAAUGGAAGCAAUAGUGUAAUGAGUUAUGUACUUGGGGGGGGGGGGGGGGGGGGGGGGGGGGGGGGGGUGGGGGGGGGGGGGGGGGGGGGGGGGGGCCGCGCCGGGGGGGGGGGGGGGGGGGGGCGGGGGGAGGGGGGGCCUGUAUAUAGUUGGCAGGAGCCUGAGUGGGGAAAAGAUGGGUCUAGUGCCCCAGAAAUAGCUUGAUUUAACCUUUCUAAAUAAAAUGCUUAAUUCCUUUCAGUAACUCAGCUGCUCCCUCCAAGCAGUGCUGCAGGCUCCAUGGAGAAGGGGAAAGGCAGCAAAGUGGAUGCUCAUCGUUACAGUCCAGUAUGUUCUUCUACUUUUCUUUUCCCCAUGACAUUAAGGAGGCAGGGAGGUGAUUUCAUGGGUUCUUCGUAUACUGGAAAGCAGGGGGGUAAAGGGAAGAAUGCUAAAGAAACUGCCACUUCCUUGUUCCACAGGCCUCCAUUUUGUGCUGUGUGUGAUGUCAUCGCUGGAGGGGUGUCUCAGUGCAUGCUGGGUAAUUCUCAGGUAAUCCACACCCUAGGGAGCCUCGGUGCCCUAGGGUAAGGGGACAAGGGCGAAGAGGGCUCUCUUGGUCACCCUCCGCAUUCCCUGAUGGGAAAACAGGAGGCUGACUUUGUGGCUCUCCCCAGACACACAGGCGGCUCCUGUGUCUUCUCUUCCCAAACCCCUCACACCAAUCUGAACUUCUUUCCCAAGACAACUGCUCUGUGCCCCCAUCACUAACACACCUCCGCUGCAUCUAGCAGGGUCUGCAAGUUUCUUGGCGAAUUCCCCAAGAUCCUUGUUUCCCACAAUGCCCUUUCCCCCCAGCCCCAUCCAUCUCUCUGUGUUACUGCAGCUUUUUUUAUUUUUUUGCGCUCAGUCAUCUCUGCUCACUGGCUAGCUUUGUGCUUCUGUCAAUCUGUUUCCUGCCUCUGUCAUUGAUGGGGAGGUGCAUCCUUCAUUAGUUUGUCUUCAAGAAAGGGGGAGGGACUCCCAAGGACUGUGGAAGCUUUUCAAGGUAAUCAGAUGCCUUUUCCAGGGGGCGAGUUACUUGCCCCCUGAAUGGUACCUGAUCGGACACAAUGAUUAUAUUCUGCCCAGGUUUGUUUCUGUGCAAACAGAACUCAUUGGAUGGUUACUUGUGCCCCACAGCUUUGGUGGCCACAGGAGGUGCCAUAAGAAGCAAAAAACUCAAGAACUGCUCUGAUCAAUUAUAUAUCAAUUUGUAGCUUUGUUCAGAUCCAGUAAAGGUAACCCAACUAACAUGGCUGAAUUUGUCACACACGCUUGUCAGAACACGCUUGCAAAUUGUCCCAGUGGGACUUGGAAAUACGUUGCGUUGAAAUGCUUUUCACCUAAUCAGCCUGGCGGAUCUGAAUAUUGCCCUCUCAGCUGCAUCCAUAUUAUAUUAUGAGAUUGCUUUUCAUGGCUUAAGGGAAAUAAAAAAUUUCUGUAAAAGCUUCCCAUGAGAUUUUGCUCAUCCCUGGUUGUGUGUCUCCAUAUAUGAACUUGGAUUCUUUAUGGAGAUUGCUGGUAAAAGCUGGUUCCCCAGCUGCUGUGCUGCCUGGUAUAGUAUCACUCCGACUCUGGUCUAGGGAAUGUACUUGCCCUUCGUUAGCAUUCACAGAUGGAACUGCUUUGCUUUGUUAAGCUUGACCAAAGGCUGAAGUAUAGGAAGAACAAAGCUGCUUAUAGAAUCAUAGAAUCAUAGAGUUGGAAGAGACCACAAGGGCCAUCGAGUCCAACCCCCUGCCAAGCAGGAAACACCAUCAGAGCACUCCUGACAUAUGGUUGUCAAGCCUCUGCUUAAAGACCUCCAAAGAAGGAGACUCCACCACACUCCUUGGCAGCAAAUUCCACUGUCGAACAGCUCUUACUGUUCCACUGUCGAACAGCUCUUACUGUUCGACUGCUUUGGGGUCCCGUGAUCACAUCUGUCCCUUGAAUCUACUCAGCUGUUAUCAACUUCCCUGUCUGUGCUUGCAGGAUUUGAUGCCAAAGUGAGACCUCAACAGCAGCUCACCCAGAUGUCCGGAGGAGUUGGAUGCUGGACUCCCCAAGAACGCCUGACCUGACCUUUCUGCUUCAUUCAGUGACAGCUGCACCACAGGCAGUAAGGAAACCAACCACAAAAGUCCAAAUCGUGGCAUUCGCUCACCCACAUGUGUCAUUCUAGUUCAGCAACCUCAGGAGAUCAGAAAGUCAAGAGGGGGGAACAGGGGUCUCCUGCCAUAGUUUCAGAAACAAACAAGAGGAGAGAGAUCUUUCUGUCUGUCCUCAUAACUGCUAAAAUGUAAAAACCCAAGAUGUGCCCCCACAGGGCCUUCUUAGGAAGGCUGUGUUUGUACCCAUUCUUCUGAGCACAGGCUUUAUAAAACUAAGGAAUGAAAGCCCUUAUCACUCUAAGGAUGGCACCUGGUAUGUGAGAGCU
This is a messenger RNA of Podarcis lilfordi (Lilford's wall lizard), 44576 nucleotides long. The record is from the annotation of a GenBank genome assembly. NCBI's taxonomy places the organism in Eukaryota, Metazoa, Chordata, Lepidosauria, Squamata, Lacertidae.